Molecule: messenger RNA, 45325 nt
Organism: Xyrichtys novacula (pearly razorfish)
Lineage: Eukaryota; Metazoa; Chordata; Actinopteri; Labriformes; Labridae
Source: the annotation of a GenBank genome assembly
UAGAAAUUUCAAGUUUUCUUUUCUUUGCUUUUUCCCCCACAAAUAAGAACAAAGAACAUUGAAAUAAUCUUGACCAACUUUAAUUGCUGAACUUUUUUACCACCAAAAAAGUGACUAAAUUUCUGUCUAUGUGCUUUAAAUUUAAUCAUAGUGGACAUUUAGCCUUUUUUUGUUCAAAAAAACAGCCAUCCCUGAAAGACAAAUGUGUCCUGUCUGCCUUUUUGUCUUCACUUCUCUCUCCAUGUGCACCUGAGCUGAUGCUACAAAACAAGGCCACGUGGAACUGACCAAUCAGAAGAGAGAAGCGCUCCGAUGCUGGCCUAGAAGGGGCGUGGUUAAAGGCGCGGACAGAAGUCUGAUUGGCUCCCGGAUGACUCACUCUUCCGUGCUGGCUCAGAGUGGUGCGCCUCGCUGCAGUGUCCCUUUACCUGAACUUUGGGUCUUACUUUAAAAAGACAGACUUUUUCAUGCAACUGAUUAAAGAAGUGAAGUAAAAAAGGUAAAGAAACAGACUCUAAUGUCAGAAUUUGGAUUUCUUCACUGUCUCAAUGUGCAACACUAAAGGUUUAACUCACGUUUGGAGAGAAAGACGCCAUUGUUGCGCGUCUGGGGCGAAAUUUACGCAUCAGCCUAUCAUUAAAAACGCUCAGUCACACUCUCUGACGCUCCUCCGUGCACGUGGAUCUACGUGCACAGAGGGCAUAAUUACGCACGCCCUCUCGUUCCCUCUCCCUCUCCUCCAUUAGCUCUCUCUCUCUCUCCACACACACACACACACUCUCACUCUUCGUGGGAGUUAGUGUGUAAGUAAAGGAAGGAAAGAGGGAAAGAGAGAGAGAGAAAGGGAGAGAGAGCGUGAUUCCAGGUCUCUCUCUGCUGCUCUCUCCACUUUGGGUACUUGUACCCAGUCUGACUCAAUGGGGCUUUAGCACUAAGGGGUUAAACGUUAAAAUAAAAGAUAUUUAUUCACCCCAAACCCCUUUAGUGUUAAGGUUUUGUGCAUUAACAGAGAGCGACAUAGGUAACGCUUCAGGGAGAGAGGUAGAGACGUCUCCAGAGGCGUGCCUUUUUGUCUGUUGCCUCACAGAAGGUUCAGUCGGGUCCCUGUCGUCGGCUGGCUUUCUGUGAGAGGAUAACUUCCACCAUAUCCUACAUUUACAGCUGAACCGGGCCGGCAAUCUACUGCAACACUAUGGAUACUGGAGAUUCUCCCUUCAGGAAGAAACGGAGACCAUGGCGCAUGGACUUCUCAUCCUUCGCCUUGGUGACCGUGGCGCUCGCCGUGUGCCAAACGACCGUGGUUCGUGCAGGUAAGAUACUUCCUCUUAUCACCAGCUGCCACACCAACAGAGCACAGGAUCACGUUAUUUAGCUACAUCUAAAUAUGUUUUUCUUCUCAAACGUUUCCAUCCUUAGCACGUCGACCUGGAUUCAGUGUGCGUAAUGAACGAAUCUUACGCACCUGAUAUGAUACCCUGUAGAAAUUUAGCCACAACAACCCAAGAACGAUAAACCUUGCAGUAUGUUUAUUCUGUCCUAAGGUGAAUGCUGCCAUCAUAGUCAUUGGACACAGUCGCUUCUGCCCUGAAUUCCUUAAUCAUCCGAAGGCGAGUGUGUUUCUCCCAAAGCCUUGAUUAGGAUUUACAAACAUAAGAUUUGUGCGUCCGAUAAUGGACCUAGAAAAUUAAGGAGUCUGCAUCUAAAAAAAUGUUCAAACUGAUGCAGAAAAUGGUGAUAAUUUAGGGCUUUCUAACAGAGAAAAAAAUCUCUGGACCUAUACCCUGUUGGAUAAAUGAUGCAGUUACUACACUGUGCUUUUCAGUGAUAGUUACUGACAUGACGCCCAUCAUCGUUAUCCAAAUUAAAGACGUUUGCCCUGGUUGCACGUUAUUUUCUGGGCUCUGUCCCUCUCGAUCUGCAUGCUGCCUGCUGACAGGUGUCAUCUCGACAAGUGUUCGGUUUCCCCUCAGAGUUCAGUGAUCUGGCUGCAGCAUUUUGAGCACUAUAGACUCGUCUUUUCCCAUUUCUGUAUCUUUGAACCGAAUUUCUUUCAAGAUAUUCUACUCCUAAAAUAGUCAACAAUUGUGCAGACGGAGCUCAUUUUACGCACCCUCAGGGGAUCAUGUGAUAGGACGGUGCAAAGAGCUGCAUUUGUCAUUUUUUAAAAGCUUUUUACCUUCAUUUAACAUGUUUAGAUUGUUUUACUCAGCUUAUUAAAAGUGAGUAUUGGAUGUAUGUAAAUUACGCAUUUGGAUAGAGCCUGCUAUCUGGAGCUGUGUGUGGCUGAGUGACUGUUUACCAGCCCAACCUGAGCACCAAUCCAUCCAUCACUGUCCGGAGAGGAGGGGUCUGCAUCCAGUUAGCAGGAUAUCUGACAACCUGAAUUAAUUUUAUCAUUUCUCCAACAAAUCACCAAGUUUGUGUGCUUUUAGUUUUAUUACUGAUUAUUACCCAGAUUAAUGCAUUAAUAUCAAGUUAUUUUACAGUGUAGGCUACUGUGAAGUUUGGCGUCCUCUCCUCACUCUCAGGUUAUAGAUAAGUUGACCCAAAGGAAUGAUCUGUAUGCGCUGCAGUUCCUCCAUGAACCGCUAGUGGUGUGGAGUUAUUUUUAACACAGAGGGCCUAUUGAUUCACCUGAGUCCAGAUCAGUUCAGAUAGCAGGACUCUGGUGCAUUAUGGUAGGCAACAGGCUAUUGUAAAGAUAGAAUAAAUGAGUGUUUAAACAUGAUAUGAAGUGGCAGUUUGAUUAAAAAAGUCUAAGUGGACCUGGAGCUGAUUGGAUUUUUUUGGUCACAGUAUGUUUUUCUGCGUAUGUAGGCUAGUCUGACUUCUUAUGGAGAUUUUGAACAAGUACUCGACAACAGUUUUUAAACUAAUUUUUAUUUUAUUCUAUUGUUCUUAGAAAUAAACCUACCAAAGCAGUUUCUGUGAACAUGUUGGUCUGAGUCAAUGGCCCUUUUUUCUCCGUCAGGAUAACUUGUGAAGACAGCUUAAAGACCAAGGGGUCUUUUGUAACAUAAAUUGCCCUCCUUUGGUGUAUUCUUUGGCCCCGUUUCCAAUUUCAGAUUUCGAGAGGCGAUUUCACCUUCCCGUCGUCUCCCGUGUGUAUUUUGGAGGCGGAAGCCCGAGACAUUUCUGCUUGGAUGAAUAGGUUAUUAUGCGGCGGAGCAGCUCGGUCGCAGGGCUUUGGGAGUGAAAGCUCUCAGUGUGUCCGUGUCUAUGUGGGCCUUGUACAGUUCUGUUUGUAUAUACGCGUCUGUAAGCUAUGGAUGUUGUUUUUUUCUUCUCAGGUCAGGGUGUGGAGAUGUAUGCCACAUCUGUGUGAAUGUGUCCCUGUGCGUAAAACACCAACCAGGUCUGAUUUCUCCAACUAAAUUAUGCUAAUACACGCGUCUUUCAAUUAUGGUAUCAUCGAGAAAGUCAAUGGACGCCCGAUAAAGCCAGUGGUUGUGCGCUGAUUGGCCAGACUCAUGUGCGCGCCGUGCGUUCCAGUGCGCGUACUAGUUAACGGAGCGUGGCGCAGCAGCAGCAGCAGAUGUUAGUGUAAACUCUAACAGCGCCCCACCCAGGCAGUGAAAGACCGAUUUAGAGAAGAAAGUGGUCAGAAACUUUCAUGUUUAUUCUGUCUUCCCUGGGAGAAUGCAGACUGGAGGAAAAGAGGGCGGGAUGGAGAGGCACGGCCAUCCGAGAGCAGCAGCAGCAGCAGCAGGCUCCGAGAGAGGCAUGAAAGCCGAGUUUGUUCAAAGGAGGAGGAAUCAGAGGGCAAUAUUUUCUUGACAUGGAUGUUCCUCAACCUCAUUUCAAAGCAGAACCUCCUCAAAGGGCACUCUGUCUCAGUCUGACUAAACAUAACCUCUCUCUCUCUCUCUCUCUCUCUCUCUCUCUCUCUCUCUCUCUCUCUCUCUCUCUACCUGUGAAUAGACUCAGUGUGGUGGCAGAGUGAGCAGAGCUGUGAUUCUUUGGAAGUGUGUGGUGUUUUUAGGUUCUCCUCUUUAUAUGUGACCCAGUCUGACAUCUGAAAUCUUGCUCUACUUUGUCAUAUCUUGUGGCAACAUAUAUCCAUAUUUGAUUUCUUUCAGGCUAAUGUGAAGGUUUGAUCAUUUUGACUUGCCUUCAGUUCAUCAAGUGCCCUAUCUCCAUUAGAUGUUGUUGCAAAAAUUACUUAUCAGACAAGACAAAAAAAUGCUCACCAAUGAGAGUGUAGUUCCAAUUAUUUGGUUGUUCAGAUUAGAUAGACGUCAUUUUUUCAAACUCAUUUAUCAACUGCCUCUGCAAACUUAGGUUUAGUUAUUGCAAAACGUAAGUGAGUAAGUAAGUAAACUUUAUUUGUAUAGCAAAAAAAGUCACAAAAUGCUUCACAUAGACAAAAAUAAAAAUGUACAUACGAAUUGAAAGGCCGAGACAACAACAUUAAACAGGCUUAGUAGCAACAAAACAAUUAAACAAAAGCCUUAGCAAAUAAAUAAGUUUUGAGUUGGCUUUUAAAGGAGUCAACAGAGUCAAUUAAGCGCAUUGAGAGAGGAAGAUCAUUCCAAAGCCAGGAAGGAUCGGUCUCCUCUGGUCUGAAAAUGAGUGCGCGGUGUGCAUUGCACAGCACCAAACUGUCACACACGCACAAAUGGUCAGCAGCUUUCAUCUGAUUAUCAUCUGGUUCUCCACAGUUGUCAAACCUUGGCCAUUGCACAACCCUUCACAAAACCAUUACCAAUAUUAGUCUUCAGAAGUAAACUCUUCCUCCUCAAAGCCACUAAUCUGGACUGUUAUAGGGCUGUAACUGGAUGCUUGACACAGUCUCUGCAGUCACUCAUAGAGUUCAGCCACAGAUUGUUUGAAUGAAGAGAUAACACUCAGAUUGUGGCUGUUCACUGAAAACAAGUAGAAGUUAACAGAGAGGAGUACAUAAAGGUUUCUGAGGCCUUGUUUCCAAACCAUGGUUUCCUCUCACACUGCAAGCUCGUGGAAGUCUUUCUCAGAUAAAACCACAUGAUCCCGGCAGACUUAAGGGAACAAAGUGGGUAGAAGAUAGUACUUACUUUUUUCUGGUUUCAUAGGUGAUGAUUUUGUGGUUUGGGUGUACGGAUAGUUAUGCGAUGUUCCUCCAAGGCUUUCUGUUUCAGCAAAAGAUGAACAAGGACGUCGGGAGAGUGAGCCAACUUCAUAAUGAUAGACUGUCUGUAAAGGAUGCUAUUCCUAGUCACUGUUAUUUUGUUGAUUCUAGGAAGUCAGUGCAGGAGGGUGCAGGGACCAGCUGUGUUUUUUUUUACAUGAAAUGUUAAUGUACAUCUCUUUUCCAGACAUUAAUAUGGCCUAUGUGGAAAUAGUCCCAAAUGUUGGUAUAAAACCACUGUCUGCACAGACUGGAAUGAGCCUCGGUCCAUUAUGAAUUAAAAGACAAAGAUUGCGUUCAAAUUGCAGGAAUAAUACUUUCAGUUUUAUGGCUUAUCUGAGACUAUUUGAGUUGAAUUUGUGCUAAAAUUUAUCAUCUUAUAAUACAAGUUACACUCAGUAUUUACUUAACCUUCUUAUUGACUCAGUAUUUCAGAUUGGGCUCAAAGUACCAGCAUGCAUCAGGAAGAAGACAGAGGAAAAACUCUGAGGAGGUAGCACCGGACAAACAGGGACAAAAAUAGAAAUACAUUUUUUAACAAACUAAAAUCAAGCUAAAACAACCUCAUGAUUGCAUCCUGUUAUAAGUGUUCAAAUUGUAUAAGGCUCCCCCUCAAAAUGAACAUGACCUUAAUUAACCUUCAGAAUGGAUCAACCAUUUUUUUUCCACAUAAGGGCAUCAUGAAGUACUCAUUGUGUGGACUGUGUUUAAGCAGGACCGAUCGGUGAAAGUCCUCAUGCUCUUGUUCUGCAGUGUAUCUCUUUAUGAGUGUUUUUCCACCUGAAUUAUACUCAUAAAAUCCUGCAGAAUGAAGGUUUUAUUUCUGAUGUGGGGAUUUCCACACUGAGAAGACAGUAAUGAUGAUUAUUGUGUGAUGCACGUCCACUGCUGUUACACUUUUCUUUAUUAUAACUUAUUUCCUCUGGUAAAUGCAGUUAUUCAGAUACCACCGGUCACUAUUUUUGGAGAUGUUUGUUUUCCUAAAAAGCCAUUGCUGGCACCUUGACCCUAAAUCUGUUAAGCUGUUCUGUUGACCAGUGUAUUGUUAAAAUGGAGAUCAGGCAUGUGCUUUAGCUGGACGUCUUUAGGGUUUACAAAACAUGCAGUAAAAAUCUUUCUGAGGGUUUUUGGGAAACUAAAAAUGAAAAGAAAUCAAAGCCGUUUUCAAGAGAAGAUCAUGAUUUAUGUGUUUUUGCUUUAAGCUUGUGAUAUUUGUGGAAUCUCAACAACUGGCCAAUUACCAUAAUGAUGUGAGUGGUAGAGUUUAAUAUUGAUCAAACCUAAAUAAUGUCACAGGCUGUGAAAUAGUCCGGGGUAUCAGUGCUUUUUCUUUAACUGUGCUGUGUUAAAACUGGACCCUUUGUGCAGCUGAAGCUGAGUUUGUCUGUUCAGCACAGACGCACUGGUGAGCCUCAGACAGGUUUCUAACCAGUGCCCCACUGACUCUUGCCCCACGUGACAGUACAUUACAGGGAAUCACUCACUGUGCCCUGCUCAGGGCCCUGUGGUUAAAUGUAGGCCUUGUGGUGUCAGUAUCCACCCUCAGAUCCAAACUGAGACUGUGGCCUCCAGCCCUGAAACCACACCAGGCUCCAGCAUGAUACACGUUGGCAGCACACACACACUGGCACAGACCACAAUUACAGUACAGCACACAGGGGACAGUAGAGGACUUUGGCAUGCGCUGGCUGCAGACUCUGAGUGGAGGGAAUGAUGAACCCACAUAAAAAUGCAGUACAAUAAAUGUUAGCACUGUCCUUUAGUGAUGAAUAAACCACCCAGACUGUGGGAUUUAUUUACCUUCACACUGCAGGGUGAUGAUGGUUGUAAAAACCCUGUUCGUCAUCAGUAGGUUUGACCUCAUUAUGAAGGAUCCUUCGAGUUUAGACCAGGUCUGUAUAUCAGUGACACCUGAAGCACCUGUGAAGAGUCCUUAGAUUCUUAUGAAACAGACUGGAUUUAACAGUGAUACCUUUUUAUGAUGUACAAAAGCAAAGGAGACCAUCAACAACAAAACUGACCUUUUUAAUGUUGUUAUUCUGAAUGCUUGUAACCGCUGCAGUGCAGUAGGUGUCAGACCAGAUGAUUGGCAGCACACUAAAGGAAGGAACAGUCUUGUUUUUACUUUUUUCCAAAUCAUAUAUUCACAGUGAUUGUUACAUUUGACUGUUAAAAAAAAGGAAUAAGAAUUUUCAUGCUAGGAAAACACUUUACAAGACCACCUAAAAGACAGAAGGUGCUGCUUUGUACACAGAGACACCGAAACUGACACAGAAAGACUUCUUACUUCAGUUUUUGUUGCUAUUUGACGUCUUGGUCACAAUUAUUAUUAUUUUUUUAAAGUCUAGUUUCAUUUUGGAUGUUUAGUUUCUCCUGAAGAUCAAGUGAGUUCGUUCCUCCUUUCAGUUAUUGCUCUUCGUCUAGGUCCCCCACUAUUCCAGCAAAACCAACUUGCUUUGCUAAACACAUUGCAACAUGAUGAGGAGGUGACAGUUUAAAAAAAGCGAGUAUUUGACAAUAUUUCAACUGAAAUGUGUCCGACUGUAUUUUAAAAACCCUUUCUCUCUUUUGAGCAAAGGUCUAUGAAUGCAUCACAACAACCUUGUCUGCAUGCUGAGCUUGAUUUAAACUUAAUAUUUCUUAUAACGCUCUUUAUAUGCACAGGUCUCAUUAUUUAGUUGCUUUUGUCGAGGUCUAAACAAGUUUAUUUUCUUCUUGAGACUGUUAUCUCCUUGUUCUCUUGCACUUCACUCUUGAAACUUCAUUUAUUUGGAGAUUUCAGUGGAACAUGAUGGUAGGAUCCCCCCACAGUCAUUUAUGUUUUAUUCCUUAAAGAUAUUUCUGUAUCUUCUCUCUCUUUUCGUGCAGCUAGUCAGACACUGUCACCUGCUGUGGCCCCUACAUGAUUAUAAACACAACCAAACCUUCAUUUUACUCAGCAUAAACAAUGUAAAGUCUAAUAACCCCCUUUUUACAGCAUGGGUACUCAUAAUGGAUUUUCUGUCUGUGUACAGAAGGCAUUAUAAAUAAAUCGUAACUAUAGAGCACCACGUUGAAAAUUAUAACCUACAGCAGCUCAUGUGCCUAACCAUCGUGGUCAGCUGGGUGGAUGGAGACACAGCUGGUGAUUUAGAAACAACUGGAGUUUAGUUUAUCCUUUCCCAGAGAUUAAAUCAGUUUAAUUUAUAAUCCCGUAGGAGAUAAGGUGUUCAUUUUUUUCUUAUCAGAGGCCAGAAAAUUAUACCGUAAUUGAUCAUACUUGAAAAUGCGAAGAGACUUGGUCAUUGAACGAGUGCACCGAUGAAAUUGUGUGUGUUUGUGUUAAUCUUUGGUCAAUAUUGCAGGUUCCUCCUGCUCUGUGUGUCUAACAAUGUAGUCGUUGUGUAGAGGUGAGAGGUGAGGGGUCAGCGUGUCAGCUGGAGUGAGUGUCUGGUAUUUGGCACAGCUUUACCAAAUGAGGAGAGGGUACAAGCACACACACACACACACACACGCACACAGACUUAUACGUGCACGCAGAGAUAGUUAGACAUAGCAAGUUUCUCUGAGGUGAACCAGAGAACCAGACAAGUCUGCACAUCCAGUGUGACUGCAAGCCUUGAGGUCAGUUAGAUGGCAUUUUGAUUGCAUGCAAUAUAAAUAGGGUUCAGUAUAUAAACAUGUGUAUGGUAUGUCAACCAUGGUUACGUUUUCUGUGUAAUUUUCUUCCUGAGCUGCCUUGGAUUUCUCUCAUUGCUUGCAAGGACACACUCCCAUCGAAAGACAAAGUGGAUUUAGUAAAAAGACUGAUUGAUGGAAUAUAUCUAUAACAUAAUUAUCAUAUAUUUCCCCUUUAAGGAAGAAUUUUCUCCUUAUUUCAUAUUUUAAUGGUGUCUAAUAUUUCAUGUAGGCUUUAAAAGGAUAGGCUUAUUUUCUCACUCAGCAAACUGAGUAAAACCAGAGUUUCAAAUUCUGAGGUGUUGUGUACACAUAGUCCAAACUUUGCCCUUUUGUGGUCAGACAUAAGAGGUGUCUGCCUGUAUGUGUCCUGUUCAUCACAUCCUUGGUUAGCUGACAGUGUUUACAGACUCUGCUUAAUGGUCACUUGUAAAGUAAGCAUUAGCAUUGUUUUUCUUUCACUCCUGUAAGUGUGUCUCUUUGCAUAGUGUGUGUACAUGUAAACAAGCAUGUGUGCAUAUGUGAAAAAAGUGUGCGUCUCACUCUCCAACAGACGGAGACUGUACUCUGUUAACCCUGUUGGCUGCCACUAAGCUCAUUAAAUCUAUUUUAGCUCCAUCUAGUGGCUGGUAAGAGGAACUACAGCGAUGCAAGCUGAAAGUUAUGUUAAGUUUGGUUUUAGCACAGAUCAUUUUUCUGUGUUUCAGCCAAGUCUGGUGUGGCAUAUGUUUCCCAUCAGCUGGGUUUAAGCUGACGGUCUGAAUGUUUGGUCAGUUGUGGGUCUUUGAGGCCGAGUGGGUUACAGUAAAACAGUAAAAGGAUUGUUUCACGUCUCAGACACCUGUUGAAAAAAUAUCCACCCUAUCGAAGAGAGUGCUAUUUUAUACUCCCAGCCCCUAUAUCAUUAUUGUAGAUUAUUUGUAUAGUAUUUUUAGUGAUUUAUAAUGUGCUUCAAUAAAAAGCUUAACCACAUGGGUGAAUAAAAAUCCGAACACACUCCCAGGGAAAUGACUUUAAAUCGAAUGAAAACAAGUCUGUGUUUCUGAAGUUGUGAAAAUUGUGUAUUUUGUAGAUUUCAGGUUUUAUUCUACUUUCUGUUUUCAUGCACUGCGACGACUUCUGCAAACUUUCAAGGUUUAUUGUCAUAGUUUAAAUUUUGCAUGCUUGCAGUCUUACUUUAGAUAUUGUUGCUAUAACAGAUCCUCCACAUUUUAAAACCAUUUAAGCGUGUUGUUGACAUUGGUGACUUUAUUUUUAGGUACAACGUUAAUCAAAUUGAAGAUAGUUAUUUUUAAUUUAGUUUGUCUGUUAAUGGUUUUGACUGCACAGACAACUCUUAAUGUGUAGUUACAGCUCUAACUGUGACGGUCCUCACGUGCCUACAAGCCCUGUUUCCUCUCUUAAUGAUAUCCAGUAAUUGGACUGCAUUAACAUCAAAGGAGUUGCCGCCAUCUGUGAGCGCUUAUAGGAAACACUGAUGGAGCGGGAAGAGUGAGAAGAAAGAGAGUAAAGAGCCCCCUAGCUUUCUGUUUUUCUACCUUGUCUAGUUUCAUAUUUGCCACCCCUCAUCUCAAGAGGAGUAAUGGUCCAGUUUUCACUGCCCAGGCUGUGCGAGUGUGCACCUCUGUGGCGCUGUGUGUUAUUUCUGAGGGUGUGUUUUUGUCGUGAUUGUGGUCCUCCAGGCAGGAAGGGCCCCGGCUGCAGAUGUGAGCCGGGCGGGCAGAGGGGAACAGAGCGGCACAUUGUAUUGGGUGUACUGGGGGAGCGCAGGCUGCAAUCUGAUCCAGUAUCCUGCCAUCACAGAACCACGCUGUCUACUGUCACUGCCUGACCCCCCCAAACACACACACUCACACACACACACCCUUCCUUCUUUCAUACCUCUCUCUCUAACUCAUUCCCAGCAUUCCUGUGCUGAUCUGUAAAAGUCUGAGAGAAUAUGGGAGAAUAUUCGUAGCUUUUAUUGUUCCUCUGGUCUUUAAGACUUGUUAAAGUUUUAAGAUUGCACACAGAGUCUGAAAGAGUCCUCCUUAUUGCCACUUUCUACCCUUGGAUGUCAUUACAUGUUACAGUCUGACCAAAACUACCAGUCAAGCCUUGAUGUAAAUGUCAAGAGAAAAAAGAUUAGCAUUUUAACUUUUAGGAACAUCGGAUUUCUGUCUGCUCUUUCUCUUUUUAUCCGCCUCUCCAUUCCCUCAUUUCUCACUGCUGUUCUUUGCCACCUCUAAGCAGCUGUUUUUAUGGAAGUUCCUGUUUUGGAUUGUUAAUGUAGCAUCACAAUACCGCUCAAUCUAACUCCUGUUUCCCUCUUUCAUACGUACAGCUUUUACAUCUUUCUCAUUCUUCCUUCCCUCCUAACUUACGUCUUUCCCUCUUAUUCUCUCCUCCUCGUCUUUUUCCCUCUGGUGUAGAGUGACGUUAAUGGACUGGUCUUGACAUCUUGAGGCAAUAUUAAUGCACCAUUUGCUCUGUCUGAAUAAAUAUUAUCAUCUGGGGGCCUGUUUGACCAACUGUUAACUCUGAGACAGUGGGUGUUACCUAAACACUAGCACCACUGAUAGGAUCGGUGUGAAUUCAGGACAAACGGGAGAAGAGUUCACAUUAAGGCCAGUAUAAAGUGGUUUCAUGUGGAUAUCUGUGCAUUGGGUCAGGAUUUAUUGCAAUUUAGUUAUGAUAAGGGGAAAUGCCAGCAGAGUUAUUAGCACUGUCAUGAUCCUGUUCUCUAAUGCUUAGCUGAAACAUUGGUGUUGAGAGGAUUGGGUGAUAAGUUGCACCCUUUGUGGUUUUACUCUUAGCAGCUUUUUUGUACCAGUUGGUCAUAUAGAAAGCAAACUGUUAUACACAGUUUUACACUUAAGAUUUGCUUAUGAAUUAUGAUGACUUUCAAAGAACAAGGAUAUUAGAGGUUUUAAAAAUGGCUGUUUAACAAUAAUGAAAAGAAAUGAGUAGUUUCAGAGGCAGCCUCACUGAAGUGCUUGGCUGUUUUCCUUAAUAAUUUGCUAUGACAUUUGCUGCACAGGAAAUCUAUCCCUCCCACAAUAAGUUUAUCACAAGAAGUGUCACAGUAGGGCUGUCUGUAAAUGAACCUUAUUGGCUAUUUACAGCAAAUGUAGUUCCCAGAAGGGCAAGCCAGCACUGAGGGAGGAUGAAAGGGUUGGUGAAAUCUGUGACUGCUUUCUGCAAAAGCUUGAAGACAAGAUACAGGAGCUGUUUUUGAAAAUCGUUUUCACCAAAUUUAGAUUCUCAGACUGCAAUUUAUUCAAUUGAGCAUGUGCAAGACUACAGAUUUAUAGCAUGCAACAGGGAUGUGUCUGACUGGGGCAUAAAGUCAUGUUGGGUUGAGGUAUAUGUGCACAUAAACAUAUACUUACGCACAAUCAGAUCACAUUUGACAGCUAGAGGGUGUAGCAUUUAGUGGCAUUUAGCAGAACCGAUUCAAUACAAAUGGAAUAUAAUAUCUAUAUGUGUUUAAAUUAGUAUUUAAUCACCUGCAUAUAAAAGCUGUAAAUGUAACGUAAAUGAGCAAAUUUAAAAAAAAAACGAAAUGUGCUACUUCUACAUUGAAUGUAUCUAUGACCUCUGUGACAACACUCCUACAGGAAUUAUCUAAGUGCUGCCUUUUUAUAUGGGGGCUUUAUUCUCUAACUCCUUCAUUUGCUGUACCUGGAAACUGUGAUUUUUUACUUUGUAGUUCUGUAAGUCUUGAGAGGAUUAAGAGAACUCACUUGGCAGGAAACAUCAGAUCUAAAAGACCUGUUAAGUUGUCCUUUUGCCUCUGUGAAAUUACAACUUGUACACUAUCAUCCUCUAUUCAGAAGCUUCAUUUUUACACAACAAACUGGGAUGCAUCUUACAAAAUCAUCUAACAAUACAGAUUUUAUUGUAAUAUGAGUAAUAGAUUAGAUCAAACCUGUAAAUCUAGGUGGUGUCAUUUCCAAAAUAAUGGCUGACAUAGUGAUUUGAUUGUGGAAAGAAUACUAACAAAAGUAAACCACAGAGCAGACUGAGGCUGGAGAAACAGGCUGGUUGACUCCACUGUGACGGUGCAGACAGAAUUGGAGCACUGUGUGUCAGGAGACAGGUGUGUGUGUCUCGGUGAACUUGAAUUUUUGUGUGUUCCAGGUGUGUUUGUGAAAUACCUCUGUUUCCUCAGACAAGAAUCCAUUUGACUCAGCUCUAUUACAUCAACAGCCACUUGUUUCAGUUGCUUGAUAAAUGUGAGCAGAAUAGAGGCCACUGUCUACACUGUGAUUUAAACUGAACCUUACUGUACCUGCCCUCCAGUGGUCCUUAUGUGCGGCUUGGACUGUUGCCCAUUUUCUCUGACACAGUGCCUCCCUUCUUACAUUAUGCCCAAAAGGACAGUGGAGGCCAUUGUGGACAUCCACCUGCUUCAAUAUCACAUCAGUUAUGUUGGAACAAUUAAGAUUUCUUUUUAGGUUUACUUUAAAAAAAAAAAAAAGUUUGAACUGUGCAGCUGUCAAUGUCCAGGUACAGACACUGAAGUGUUUUGAGUGAUCAGCCUGUCAGUGUGUAUGAAAUAAGCAGUCUAAAUCUGUUUAAAGCUGAAGCAAAAUCUCGCUGACUUAAUCUACAACUUUUCAAUCAGAGCUGCAGCAGGGGCCCAAAGUUAGAUAUCUUUAGUUUCCAGUCUAACCUUUCAUUUCUUCUCAGAAUUAGUGACUUACAUUUCAGGCUUUAUGGGGGGAUUUACCAUCUGCUUGUUGAAUUAAAUUGCUGUGUUAAGAAUAUGAUAACAGUUUUCUCUCUUACUUUCUUUUCAAGACCCAGUGGAUGUGCUGAAGGCUCUGCAAGUUCCCUCCCUCCCUGAGGGCGUGAAGAAAGUCCCUGGCUUCUGUACCUCUCGUCGAUCGAGCAGCCCUGAUCAUGCUUAUCGCAUCACCAAAAAGGCCCAGAUUUCUGCCCCCACCAAGCAGCUUUUCUCAGGUAAACUACAGCUGGAUUAGAAACCAUGUCAUUUGAGAUUAUCUGAAAACUCUGCCUUUAGGAUUACUGUCUGAAACAUUAUAGAAAAUAGGCUACAAGCUGAGCUGAAGAACUUAUAAUUCAACUACAGGUUGAGGGGUUCUUCAUUAUUAUUAUAAGUAGUAGUUGUGGUAGUAGUAGAAGUAGUAUUAGUAUUAGUACUAUGAGUAUUAUUAUUAUUAUUAUCGUUAUUAUUAUUAUUAUUAUUAUUAUUAUUAGCAGUAGUAGUAGUAGUAGUAGUAGUAUGCCUAUUAGUAUUUGUAAUAUCAGUAGUGGUUGUAGUAGUAAUAGAUAGAUAGAUAGAUAGAUAGAUAGAUAGAUAGAUAGAUAGAUAGAUAGAUAGAUAGAUACUUUGUUUUUUAGUUAAAUUAAACAAAUUUGGUGUAAGUGGUUAUUGUAUUUCGCUACGGGGACUGCACUGCCCGAAUCAGUUCGCAGUCAGCAGUAUCCAUGGCAACAAUCCCGGUAACUGCUACUAGCAAAGCUAACCGUUACUCAAAAAAACCAAGGCUGUGGGUUAGCUCAAACACGGUUUAAGACGGAAAAAAUUAAUAAAUAAUGCAUUGGAGUCUUGGGUUAGAAGCUAAAUGUGAACUGACAUGCAAACAGAUGUCCUGAAAAGGUCUGUAUGUGAAUAUAUUCGUUUUUGGUGCUAAUAAACCUUACUUAUUUGCCGCUAGCACCUGAUAUUAGCCUACAGAAAAUGCUACAGAAUAUUGUGAGAGUGACUAAUAGUUAGCUUAAUGUUUAAAUAUUCUCUGCUUUUUUUUCGCAUAUGACAGACUUUUGACCGGUUUCUGUGGUGUGAAUUUGAGAGCUCAGAAAUAUAGACUUAAGGUUACAGUUUUUAAUGUGCGCUAAGGAAUGUUUUUAGCGGAGUUUUACGAAGUUAAGUGAGACUUUUUGUACCCUGUGCGAGUUUGCUCUGGGAUAUAAAGGCUAAUUAUGUGUUGCAAAGCAAGAGCUGAGUAAAACUGGGAGGUACAUAUCAAAUUAACUUCAGCGCACUGUCUGACACCCUGGAGUCUGACACCACUUAUGUGGUUGUGAAUAAAUCCUCAAAAGUCAAAGCUAAUUGUCUUCUAAUUCUCUGAGAUUACCAUUCCUUCUCCAGCACUUACUACCAGUUAUUAUGUGUUCUCAUUUUCUAUGCCAAAUUCACACUGAACACAGAUAUCUGGACUUUAUUUAUAAAGCUUAGUUGAGGUGUUGUUUUCACUUUUACCCAUCUCUCGUCCACUAAUUUAUUUCUUAAUUUGUGCCCUUUUUUUGGGAGCUAUGUAUUUUUCUCUCGUGUUUUUCCCAGCCUAACCUCCUUCUUUCCCCUCCUGUAUUUCCGUCUGUGAUUAGAUGAAGGGCACUGCUCAGUUUAUUGUCCUUUAAUGGAUGCUUGUUUUCACCACUUUCUCUCUAAUAUUAACCCCUUUCCUAAAACACCUCAAACUAGUGCAGGAUGGGUCAUUGUUGUGCUAUAACCUCCUCCCUCCUUCACUGUCUUUGAAAUUCUGUUUCUCUCAUCCUUUACAAUAGGGCGAUUUCCAGAGAACUUCUCCAUCAUGGCUCUGGUUAAAGCCCAUGCCGGUCUCCAGGCGUUCCUCCUAUCCAUCUACAGUGAGCAGGGCAUCCAGCAGCUGGGCAUUGAAAUGGGACGCUCACCUGUUUUCCUGUAUGAGGACCAUAACGGCAAGCCUGCUCCAGAGGACUACCCACUGUUCAGAGGCGUCAACCUGGCUGAUGGCAAGUCAGUAACCAGCAACAACCAGUUUGUGACUGGUUGAGAUUAGAUAAUUGAAGUCAAUGUUGGUGUGAGUGAUUGGCAGGAAUAAAUGUGUGAAAGUUGGUUGGAAUACAUAUAAGGUACAAGGGUGGUUUGAUAGCAUCUUAGUCAGGCCUGUUUUCACAUUAGACAUUUAUUUGCAUCCGGUUCCUUUUCUUGUCUCUAGGUGGCAUCGCAUCGCUUUCUCUGUUUCAAAGAAAAAUGUGACACUGCUGUUGGACUGCAAAAAGAAGAUGACUCGCCCCCUGCCCCGUGGCAACAAUGCUGAGGUUGACACCAAUGGCAUCACAGUGUUUGGAGCCCGUCUGCUUGAUGAAGAGGUUUUCCAGGUGAGAAGCUUGAUAAGCUUUGUCAGCAAGUGAAGAGUUGUGCAGUUAUUAGUUGUGUGGUUGAUUAGUGGUUAGGUUAGUGGUCUCUGAUGUGAUUGUUAGCAAUUCAUAAGUUAAACAGACGUAUUUUAAUUUUUUUUGCACAUUAAGUUCUUGAUUAAAAAGUGGUGUUAUGAACCUGUCGAUGUUUCUGUUGAUCUGUUUUCCCCCAGGGAGAUAUCCAGCAACUGCUGAUUGCCUCAAACCCCCAGGCUGCUUAUGACUUCUGUGAACACUACAGCCCUGACUGUGAUUCCCCACUGCCCAAGACCCAGGCUCAGGACCCCAACACAUACGUGAGUUAUCCUCACCUUGACACAAGGCAUAUGAAAUCAACAUUUGCCUUUUUAUACAUGUGAAAAUGUAGGUAAUAAAAUUCUUAACUGCUUCGAUUAUUUCUAAAUCCAAUUCUAAGUCACAAAGGUUAUUGUGAGAUGAGGUUUCAGUAUCUUACACAAGUGAACACAUGGCCACAAAUAUAUCCAACUGCACAUUUAAGUCCUAAGUCCACUACAGUGCUAGUAUUAACCCAUUACAGAGUAUAUAUCCUCAGAUUUAUCCCUAUGAUAACAUAACAAAUUUGUAAAAUUGUAGGCUCAUCUGUAGUUCCAAUGAAGCAGCCCCAACAGAAUCCUGUGGAUUAUUUCUUUUUCAUUUCUAUGGCACUUGUGAAAAGAUGAAGAAAAAUAGAUCUAUAUAAUCAAAGAAAAUGAUUUGUUUUUCUGUCCACAUGCUGUUUCCCUUUAAACUGAAUGUAGAACCUGUUGAUGUAAGGAAAUACUGGUAAAGAAACAUAAAUAAUUUAGCUCAGUUGUUCGCAGCAAUUUUCAAAUUCCUAUUGCCUGAAAUUGCACUUUCUUAUUCACAUGUUUGUUUCAUGAUGUAGUUUAAUUACCUCCUCACGUAAAGGUUAUUAAAUCAACAAAUGGUUAAGUAAUAUUAAUUUGAUUUAUUUUAGAAAGGCUUUGCCACCUGAAAAUACACAUAUGCCUCAUGAGUAAAAAUAAAGGUCACACACCAGUGCCAUCUGUGGAUGAAAGAAAAGCCCUCAGAUUCAGUUUGGGUCUCCUGAUAUUGCCAUCAAAGUUCUGCUCCCACUCUCUGUCUUCUGAAUGCAUCCCCCUCACUGGCAAGAAUUUGUAUCUAUCUACUUUUCUUUUCACUUCCUCAGUCUGUGUGCCCCUGGGCAGCCAAAGAAAAAAAGACGCGUUAGACUUCCUACACAUCCUCCCCUCUAAAUAUGUGCACACUCUUAGUUAGUGAAUUUACACUCCAAUAGUUACAGCUGUCAUGUUUUUCUGCUCUAUUGCAGUGUAGCACAGAGAGGUAGGGGAAAAAGGAUGAUACAAGCCAGUGUCUUCCCCCAGUUGUUUUUUAUGGACUAAAAGAAAGAGAACUACUACAGUACUCAAAAGCUCAAGUAUGAUUGGUUCUAUGAUUAAAUUGAUAAGGAUUUGGCAUGAAGGUGGCUAAUGGUGGAGCCUAUUUGCUUACUGAGACUGGUUGUUUACAUUACAUACCUUUAAUGAUUUGCAAGUUCUACCUCAUUCUACUUUCUCAUGAACGCUAUGAUAUUUGGGAGCUGACAGGGCCCUGCCACCAGUUGUGGCCCAAACCUAAAGCAGCAAGGGAUUUUCAUCCACAUUCAUUCAUCUAAAGUACUUGGCCUUUGUUUAAACAACCUGCAUGCUGGAUCAGUCAACACAAAUAUUAUCGGUAACAGUAUAAGCUCCAACACUUUGUCUUUCAAACCCUGUCAUAGUCAUGCUUUUGAUAUGACUUUUUUUGAAUGAAUAUAAAUCAGCAGAUUUUAUUCAUUGGCCUUACAUGUUUCUUGAUUAUUUUUCUCAUUCAUCAGGAUUUUUCUGUAUUUUUACAAUAUUAGUCACAAUCGUUUUGAAACACCAGAAACUCCUGUUGAAUGAGAAAUAAGAAGCUUUGCAGUCUGUUAAAAAAUCCAUUGCUGACUCUUGCUCUCUGUCACCAUUUUUCCCUUUUGUUGCUUCACCCCACUUUUACCGCUUACCUUUUCUUGUCCCUCCUUCCCCUCUUCAUUCCUUCACUCAUCCCUUUGGACAUCUAUUCAUCCAAUUCUUUCAUACACUACCCUUCUUCUUUUCUUCUUGCUUUCAUGUAUCCUCAUUCACAUCUCCAACCCAUCCCUCCUUUCAUUCUACCAUCUUCAAAUCUUUCCUUCACCCGUCUCUCUUGGUACUUUGAUGAGGAACAGGAUGACCAUGAAUACCCUUAUUAUUACGAGGAAACAACAGACAUUCCCUCCUUCUCAGCGUCCCCCUCUCCCCACCCUGGGGCCCCCAAUCAACAGGUAAAGAGGGAGUAAGAGAAGUGGACAACACAACCAGGGUUUGUUGAAGGUAAGGAGAAUGAGAAAGAGAGGUAUUUCUUUCAUAAGGAAUGCUUAACUGAUAACAGCAAUUUAGCCUUCAAGAUGUUUAAUUGUGAACAAACUAAAAAAUUUUAGCGAUAGUAUUUGAUAAUCCACAUUUUCACUUGUGGUAUUUUAAAUGCCUCUUUCACCCCUCAUUACUCCAUACCUUCUUUGUUUUAAUGUGUUACCAUUUCCUGAAACUACAAUGACCACCCACACACUCACCUUGCAACCAUCUCUGCCAUGCACAAUUACCUGCUCUUAAUGAUUUGUUAUUUUAAAUGUCAUUUACAUGUUAUUGUUUUGAAUGUGUCCAAAUGUGGCCAAGUGGGGGCACUGUGGUUGUGUUGGUGCAGCUGUGUUGUUGUACAGAUGCACAGUUUUUCACACAAUUUUCUCCAGCCGGCACCUCGAUUUUCUUCACUCCUUCUUUAAAUAUCUCACCCUUGUUCAUCAUAAGCACAACCAAAUUCCUUUCUAAAUGGAGCAGUUUCAAAAACUUCAGCAGGGUGGUCCAAUUAAAACAUCUCCUGUGAGCGUUUUAAUCAAAUUAUGUUAGUCAUUGUGCAAAAAAUACAAAUAGCCUGACAGUUGAGAACACAAGUUACUAAUCUGGAUUUUUUUGACAAUGUAAAUUAAGGUGACUAAGUAUAAUUUCUUAUUUCAAUUUGAUCUGCGGACAUUUUAUCCAAACAAUAGAUUACAUGAUAAUCUUUUUGUCUUUGAUGUCAGAAUGAGCCCGCAGUAUAAAAAAUGACAUUUUCAGACCAAGUAAGACUAGAUUUAUUUCAAAUGCUGUACUGUGGCCAUUCACAUUUUAUGGUUCCUUCUCAGUGCAAUCAUAGAUACAAAAUCCCACCCAUAAGGCAUCAUGGUUGAUCAUUAAAAUAAUGAUGAAUUUGCAAUGCUAUUUAAUUAGGGAAUGGGUCAGAAUUGUCUUGUUAUUUGCAUGAUUCUUUAUUGUCUGAAUUGAAGUCCAUGCAUGCAUCUACUGUAUGUAUCAUCAGUUUCCUCAGCAGUUUUCAAGUCAGCAUGGGAAUGUCAAUGCACAUGUUUUUGUCUUGGUACUAGCUUUCAUGGUUUGAGUGUCACACCUUACAUUCAUACAUUAAGUGCCACAUUCCUCCUCAUUUGAAAUGGUUUGUGUUCAGUAUUGAGGACUUCGCCUUCAGAAUGAUGGCCUUUUUUAUCUUUAAGGUGGCUUGUUUAUACUGUUUAUUUGCAUGUGUUUAUAUUAUAGCGGUUUAAGUGUUAAGGCAUGAACUGUUGUUCUUAUUGAAUUUUUGGUUUUUGUAUGACUAUUUAACACGCAAUUGCAUGCAAGCCUGCCCCCUCCCUCGCUCUUUCUGGCCAAACAUCACUAACCUCCUUUGUCUUUACACAGUAGGUCAUAACAACAGUGUGUGUAUAUGUUCAAUAUGUAGAGUGUGUCUUCAGCACUAGCCUUACCAGACCUGUCACACCCUCAGUGCCUCUGCUAAACCACAGGCUACCAGUUCAUAUUAGCACAAAGAUGCUGCUUUGUCAUUUAAUAUUGGGAAUGGCAUUACUGGAGAGAUCAGCCAAAAAAAAGAAAGAAAAGAGAUCAAAUAAUUUGGGUCUGAGAAUGUGGACUUGAGAUUUAUUAUACUGACAUUAUAUUUGUUGGAAUUUUUUCUUAUGUAACUAUCUCUAAAGUUUUAAAAUCCUCUGCUGUAUCCAGUAAUGCCUGUACAGUCUCAGUAAAUCAUCCAAACCUUGGCCAUCUUUAUGUCAUUGUUUCUCAAAACAUCCACUCUUGUCUUUCUCUCUCUUCUGUCCAUCCCUUGUUGGUGCUUUUUCUCCCCCUCCCAACCCGUUUGUGUGUUUUUGUCUUUCUCAACUCUUUGUCUUUGUCAAUAUUCACUUUUACACAUUAUACAACACCCCAACCAAACAAUAAUUAUGGAUAUUAGAAGAAUGGCCCGAAUGGAAAACUGGCCCCCACAAAAGCCCCCCAUGUCAAAGCAAAACCCACUCCAGUUAAGCCAGCCAAGCCUGGGCAGCAGAAACUUGUUGUCAAGCCACCCAUGCCCACCAAGGCUCCUAAACCUGCACCAGCCAAACCAUCCAAAGCAAAGCCUACUGCAGUAGAAGUCCUCUUAUCUAAGAUCAAACCAACAGCAGCAGCUAAAUCUAAACCCACAGCUGCCCCAGCUAAGAAUGGUAAUGGCAAAGCAGUUGUUGAAAAGAAAGCCAAUGGUGCAGAUAAAGCCAGUGGCAAUGGCAAUGGAAAAGUAGCUGCAGCAAAAGCAAAUGGCAAUGGUAAAGCUACAGCUGAAGCCAAGCCCACAGUGCAGGCCAAAGUGAAUGGAAAUGGAAACGGUAAGGUAGUAGCUGAGAAGAAAGCCAAUGGAAAUGGAAAAACCACAGCAGCAAACAAGGCCAAUGGCAAUGGAAAAGCCACUGCUGUGUCCAAGACAAAUGGCAAUGGCAAAGAAACAGUAGAGAAGAAAGCCAGUGAAAACGGCAAAGCUGCUGUAGAAAAGAAAGCCAGUGAAAAUGGCAAAGCUACUGUUGAAAAGAAAGCCAGUGUAAACGGCAAAGCUGUUGUAGAGAAGAAAGCCAGCGAAAAUGGCAAAGCUCCAGUGGAAAAGAAAAUCAAUGGAAACGGCAAAGCUCCAGUGGAGAAGAAAGUCAAUGGAAAUGGCAAAGCUACAGUAGAGAAAAAAGCCAAUGGAAAUGGCAAACCUGCUGUGGAGAAGAAAGCCAAUGAAAAUGGCAAAGCUGCUGUGGAGAAGAAAGCCAGUGAAAAUGGCAAAGCAACCAUUGAAAUUAAAGAGGUUAAAGUAAAAGUUGAUGGCAAAGCUGAGAAUAAGGUCAAUGGUGAGGCCAAAGUUAGUGCUGUGGUAGAAAAAAAAGCUGUUGCUACUGGUGCCGCAAAAAUUGAAACCACUACAAAAACAAAGACUGAAGAAGUUGUUAAAGUAGAAAAGAUAGAAAAGACUGUGGUCAGUGCAGCUAAACCUGCUGCUAAGGUGGAAGCUACUAAGGCACCUAAACCCACGGCAGCACCAAAACCGGAACCUACAAAAAUGGCAAAGGCUGUGCCCACCAAAGCUCCAGAUUCAAAACCUCAAGGAAAGGCAGAAGUGAAAGAGGUUGUCAAAGUCAAAACUGUUGUCACCAAAGUACCUCUGGUCAAGACAACUGUGAGCAAAGCAGUGACCAGUGUUGUUGAAAAGGUCUCCAUCCCAAAGAAAGCAGCUCCAACACCUGCUCCUGUCCAACCAACUCCACCCAGACCAACCAAAUCCAAGGUGGUGGACAUUAAUGUCAAAUCCCUUCACAAACCUUUCCCACCUUUUGGCAAGACUGUGCUGAGUGGAACCACAAUCCCAGCGAAGAAAGUAACCAACGGUUAUCAACAGGUACAACAGGAGGACCCAUGUUUGGGUCAGAGAGUCCAGAGUUGUAUGUCCCAUCAUUCCCAUUUGCUGCCAGGUCUUUCUGCCAUCAAAGAUAUGCAACAAAAUUUUUGUAAAACCUUUAUUUUUUUUAAUUUUCUUGGGUACGUAUUUAUCUUUAAAAAUUUGACUUGUAAAAAUUUUGAGGGAUAUUCUUGAUGGCGGACCGUCUGGUUUUCAAAAUGGAAGUUGGUCCAUACCAAGCUGGUAUUUCCUCUGUUCAUAUAUCAUAUGAUCUUCAUGAUCACUCCAGCUUCUCCAUAUGAUAUGAUACAGCGGUGCACAUUGAAGCAUGGCUAAUAUUACAGUUUCAUUGUCCUUUACUUCACUUCAUACUCCUACCUUCAAGCUGCUCAAACUGGAUCUCAGAACCUGAAUAGACUCCAGCACUCUCUUUCUGUUUGGGAAAAUUCAUUAACGUACCGUUCAGAUGAAUGAGCAUGGAUUGUUAUGGCAUAAAAACUAGACUUGAUGAAACACAAGUACUGUCACAUUCUAUACACAGGCAACACAACACAACACUAACCCCAACUCUUCUGUCACUCUGUCAAUCUCUCUGUUUGUUUUCCUAAGUAUCUGUGUGUAUUUGAUUCUUGUUCCUUUGACUUUGGUAUAUUUGUAUCAAAUAUUAAUGAAGCAGUCUCACAGAAACAAAAAAAUGAAUACUUUUAGUAAGUUGUUAGAUGCAGGUAUCAUUAAAUGUUAAAUCUACAAAAAGUUGACAUGUUUGGUGAAAUGGUAAGGUUAUUAAUGGGUCAAAGAAAGUUAUCCAAUGUAUUAGCUGAUCAAGUAAAGCAACGUUUCUGUGAGGCUGCUGAUUGGGGUUGUAGCUCUGCUAUCUGGUCUUGGGUGAAACUAGCCAUCCCAAAGAGUCCAAUCAUGAUGUUUUCAUCUUUAGGGAUGGCUAGUGGCUUUCAGUCCUCCCAGUGUGAGCAGACUUCAACAAUGGGAAACUUUGGCUUUGUAAGCUUGAAAAUGCAAAAUUGUUCAACAAAGCAUCAAAAAGAAAUGUCAGCAAAAUAUUCUCAAUGACUCCCUAAAGAUUGCAAAUUGCAAUAUUUAUAGUGAUUGAGAUUUUCAAACUGACUGAUAUUUCUUUUUAAAAAUGGAUCCUCACAGCUUUAAAAGUGUGAGUUGCCUGUAAAAAUACAUUUGUCCCGGGCAACCACAAUUUUAUAAUGUGUUCCAUUUUCUUCUUUUAACUCAUUAUCACUUUACAAGCAGACUUUGAGCUAACCUCGUUCUUCCAUUCAAAUCUGCUUACUUCCUUCCUGCUCCCCAAUUCCUGUCAACUUGACCAAUCAGGAUGUAGACACUGAAUAUUCCGAAGCUGGCCACACCGCUACAGAGACUGAUUAUUACUAUGAGGAGAUGGUUCCACUGCCAGAGGGUGAGGUGGUUGGACAAGAAGAGACUCCUGUACAGGUAAAAAGGAAAUGACACACUAAUCUGUGACACAGAACAAGAAGAUAGAAUAGUCAUAAAACAAGCAGGUGGAACUGAAACUUUUACAUGAGACAUACGUUUAAGUUUAAUCCAAAUAUCCAAGUGGGUUUGCUUACUUUGUACUGCAAUUAUAAAAUAUUAGGAAUAACCAAGCAGUAAAAAAAAAUAUAUCAACAAGAGACUUUAAUCCCCAAAAGAAGAAGAGUUAAUAUCUGUGUGGUGGUGAGCCCAGUCUUUGUUGUUUAACCAAGUAGUUAUAGAACCAUGUCUCGUCUUACACUUACCCAGCCCCCCUUUAAUGUUGUGGUGGCACCGAUGCCUCAUUAAAAAAAAAGCCUUUUUUCAACUGAGAAUGCACCACAUUCAUUUGCUGGUAUCACCAAACAUUUUUAUGUGGCUCCUUUUUUUCCCUAACAGCAAGAUUCCUGUUUUGUUCUCAUCUCAUGAUCUAUCGUUGAUCAGGCUGUGAUCUUGACAUAAGAGCAAAAAAUCUUGUGAAAAAGGGAUCUGCAUAGAAAUAUUUGGAAUGCAUUUACAACCACAGACACAAAGGUAGAUGAAUAUUAUGCAUUCUUGUUAGUGUGAAAAAUCCAACUGAACUGAAGAAUACAGAAGUUCCUGUGGCUUCCCUUACAGCCCAAAACUUUCAGAAUUUGAGAAUCAGUUCUCACAGUUCUGACCUGUUUCUCACAGUUCACUUAGUUCAUACUCUUAGAGUAUUCUAACUAUUUUAUCUGUUUGAGUUUACUUUGAAGGUUUUUAUUUGUAAUUUUCCAGUUAUUUAUUUAUUUAUUGACGAUUUUGAUGAUCCAAAUGUUUUUGCACUUGUUGGCUGGGAAACGUGUUUCUUAUAUGUAAGAAAUGAAUGCACACAUUGUUUCACCAUUUAUAGUGAUAGUGCAUUGUACUUUGGAUAAAUUCAAUUUUGCAAUGAUUGACUCUUGAUAUAAAGCAACUGUACAAUUUUGCUGGAACAUCCAUGGUAAGUACAAUAGAAAAUAAAACAGCUUUUGCUUUAAACAUCAUAGUAGCAACUUGUUUUCACAAAGUUCCUCAUAUCAAAUCUGUGUGUCGAAGGAAUUUUAAUGUGGAUGUUAAAAGCUCUUCUUCCUUCUUAAGUGUCUGAAGAGUCUUAAGGCAAAUCCAGAAAAAAAAUGUUUAAACUCUACACACAAGCUGAUGAUGAUAUUCUUUAUGAAAACAUACCAUAGUGAGGCCAGCGAUAGCUGAUUAACAGAAAAUUAAAACCAGAAGAGAAACCUGCAAAUUCAAAAUUCAGCUUAGUGACUCAGUCUGAUGGAAACAGAGUCCCUAUGGUCUCCAAGGUGUCUUUUUGUGUUUUGUUCCUAUUUCCCUGUUUAUUUUGAAAAGGUAAGACUCACUUUUUUCUAUAUAUGCUUCCCUUGUUCUUAUCUCUCUGUGUCAUUCUGUACUUCCCUGUCCUUUACUAACAUUCCUCCAUCACUCUAACCUCUCUCAUCUUUGAAUCGCCAUCUUUUCUCUUGCAUCUUUAUUUCUUUUCCCUGAACCAUCCUCUCUUGCACCUCUAUCCUACCCUAUUGUGGCUCUGAUAAACCCACCCAGCCUCAGGAGCCAUCGUUGGUGGGAGAGGAGGUGGAUGCCACCAAGGCAGGCGGUGUGGGUGAGGAGGCCUUCACUGAGGAGUAUGUGACUGGGGACGUGGGCCUGAAGGAGUACGACUAUUCGUAUAGAGACUACAAUGAGCCAUUAGUGGAUACAGGAGAGGUCGAUGCCAACAUGGGCCCCGCCCUGUCUGCUGUGACAGAUGAGGGAGGCGUAAGUAGUUUUGCCUUGUAGGCAAAAAAAAAAAGUCAGUUUCAACCCACUGUGGAUCCUGGUCUUGGUCAGAUCAUCCGCAGUCUUCUCUCAAAUGGUGAGAGUCUGCCAUCAGUAUAUUUUAAAUUGAAGAACAUGGUUUACUGUGGGGAAGUAUACCUACACCCUGUAUGAGCUAGGAAAAUUCUAAAUGGACACUUUGGUUGUAAGCUUUCCUUGCAAUCAAAUUUUAUGCCAGGCAAAGUCAAUCAUUUACAGAAUACAUCCCAAAUGCUCGAAGGACCAAGAUCUGUUUCCACAUAUCAGUGGUUGAAACUGAUGUCAUUCUACCCGAUAAAUAGCAAACCCAGGACCCCAAGAAUAAAGCCAUACUUCUAGUUUAAGCUAUUGGGGAUCCUGACAACCUAAGAUAAGAACUACAGUUAUGACAUGGACUGCAUUCAGAGGUACUUAGAAAUACGGCAGUGACCAGCUGCUGUAUCUCCAGUCCUAGAUGCAGUUAAUCUCAGUGUAUGGCUUCACAGAGCUGCUUAGCCCAAAUGUUUCUGUUUCUCAGCAAAUAGAACUACAAGUAAUGGACCAGAGUCUGGAUUGAACCAGCAGUGUUUCUGCUUUUCUCAAAAGCAUAUCAGGUUUUCAUCAUUGAGUUUUCCACACUGAAAUGAUAGUGUUUGAUAUGCAUCAAACCAAUGCUGGUGUGCAUAUGUAAGUUUAUAUUUAUCUUGGUCUAAAUGCAUACAGACAUUGUCAUAUGCCUCCUCUGAGUUUGUAUUUUUUGUAUUUAUUUUCCGGCGCUGCUUCUAUACUGACUACACUGUGUUGUUGGCUACAUAUCUGUUUUCCCCAGGCUGCUGUCAGAGGCCAGAAAGGAGAAAAAGGAGAACCUGCCGUCUUGGAGCCUGUAAGUUACACAAUUUCUUUGAAACGCCCUUCCUAAUGCAGGUGGACGUGCCUUGUGACAGAAAAAACAAGGGUCAGGGAGUCAUUUUUCUAGCAGCUCCAAAGAUCUGCACUAGAAAACCUUCAGUUACAAUCCAGUUUUUUCAAAUCUUCAUUGAACAAUUGACAAAGUGAUCCAUGAUUUGUCUGUGUGUGACUGCACCAUAUUUUCUCUGUUUUUAAUAACAUGACAUAUAUGUCUAAAUUUGAUUACCUCCCUUGUUUGAUCACUAGUAGACUCGUGUGAGUCAGUUUAAAUGAGUCAAGUCUGUUGAGUAGCUUUUAAUGUGCAAUCAUUAUGUUGACAAUUUAACUGUGAUUUUUUCAGGGUAUGCUAAUUGAAGGACCUCCAGGACCUGAAGGACCUGCUGUAAGUAAAUCAUGGUUAUUCCCUGAUUUUCUCUUUAAAGACAUUUGAAUAAUCUCUGAAAACUAUAACAAUUCUCCUGGAGUUUACUCUUCUAUGUUUAUACUUUUAUACUCUGUGCCCUGAGUUAUCAGCAGCAAACUUUUGUAGAGCAAUUUGACUAUUUUUUAUGGAUCGGUGCUGUAUAGAGAUUAAUUGAUUGAAUACUGAAGAAUUCCUCCUUCACACCUUUCAGGGUCCAACUGGUCCCCCUGGCUCUUCUGGACCUCCUGGUUCUGUCGGUGACCCUGGUGAGAGGGUGAGUGUUUCACUUUAUCGGAUGAAGUGUGUGUACAGACAACUCUGUGACAUUCUUGGAAAUUGCAGAUGUGUUGCGCAUAAAUAAAGUAACUUAACUUCCACCUGUCCUGGAACCUGCCUGCUCAAACCUCUCUCCCUCCAUUCUCCAGGGUCCUUCUGGUAAACCUGGUCUGCCAGGAGCAGAUGGAGUCCCAGGACCUCCUGGAACCUCUGUCAUGCUUCCUGUGAGUCACACACGGCUUUCCAUCCUUAGGAACCGAUACUCUCUAAAUGUUCAUGGAUGAUGAUGUUAUUUGCCUCAGCUUUUUGUCUAUGCUAAAAUACUAGACUUUGUUCGAUAUCCCAUAAAGUUCUGUAUGAUGCUGGCUCAUAAUCAAUAAUGAAGUAUCUAUCCCUCAACAGACGUUAAUUUGAAUCACAGCUACAGUUCAUAGAUCUACUGUCAUGUUUUGAUUCAUUUGACUCAUGAGUAUUUUUCUGCAUAAUGUUGAGUGUUUGCUUAAAUUAGCCUCCAACUUACAAAUAGGAAUAGUAUCCACUCAUGUAGUUUUAAUGCUUCUGUAUUUUCUUUUUACAGUUCCGUUUUGGACAGAGUGGAGGAGAUAAGGGUCCUGUGGUUUCAGCUCAGGAAGCCCAGGCAGCUGCCAUCUUGUCUCAGGCCAGGGUCAGUCAUCACUUCUACUCCACAUUUCCGCUGUAAUUUUACUGCAAUGAUCACUGCAAUCAAGUCCUGGAUUUUAGUCACUAUUUUCUGAAAACUAGUUGUCAAAAGAGGGAUUAUGAUGUUCAAGUCUGAGGACAUUAUCAUCCCUUUUUCCUGUAAAUGUCAAAAAGACCCUUAGCUUACUGUUGUAAUGCAAGACCACAGGUGUUAUUCCACCGUGGGACCCUUUACCACAUCAUUCCCCUCUCUCUUCUCCAGUUUUGUGUUCUGUCCACCAUCCUAUCCUGUUGAUAAAGGCAAAAAAAAACAAAAUGAACUUAAAAUUGUCUUUGUCUUCAGAUGGCUCUGAAAGGACCUCCUGGACCAAUGGGAUUCACCGGGCGCCCCGGACCCCUGGUAUUUAACCUUUCAUUUAGAAUUUAGUCAGUAAACUGUCAGAUUUGCAACUUAUUAUUCACAGCACGAAAAAAUUGGAAGGAUUGAUACUUGUUAAAAACCGAUGAUGACAGUGAUGGUUUUUGUUUUUGUCUUAGGGAAAUCCAGGAAGUUCUGGUCUGAAGGGAGAAAGCGGAGACCCUGGCCCACAGGUUAAAAAAAAUUACUCUUUUAACUCAAAUCAAAUUAUACCUUUUUACUAAUUUCUCCUUCAAAUUAUGUAAUCAACCAUUUUUAGUUUACUGAUGUUAAUGAUAUUGAGUUUAAAGCAUGAUGCAUCAGUUCAGCUCUAUUACAGGCAUUUAUUAAAAACAUUUCCUGUGUUUUUAGGGCCCAAGGGGACCCCAGGGUUUGUUGGGACCUCCAGGAAAAUCAGGAAGAAGAGUGAGUAACUAACUUUCUUUGCCAAAUAUGAAAAAUAUAGCCUAAUACUACACAAGAGAACAUAAGUAUUUGCCAAGUGGUCCAACCCUCUCUCAUUUUAAAACAUGCGUACUCCUAACAGGGUCGUGCUGGAGCUGAUGGUGCCAGGGGGAUGCCAGGAGAGCCUGGGACCAAGGUGACCUCUUCCUGUCAUUUAUUCAUGAUCAUUUCUAAAACCAACAGGAUUGGCUAAUGAUUUUGAGAUAUCCAGUUUAUACUGGCUCCUAAACAAAGUAGUUAUAAUUCCUUUUGCCUCUUGUGUCUGUGUUAGGGUGAUCGUGGUUUUGAUGGCCUUCCAGGGUUGCCUGGGGACAAAGGACACAGGGUGAGUCAAAAACCUACCCAAUCAAAAUGCCACAAACACUAAAAUCAGUGUUAUUAUCAUUAUAAGUUAGGUGUAAAAAGAGAUAGAGAAAAAGAACAUCAUUUCUUUGACAGACAUUAGAUUGUUUUAAUCUUAAAUUGCUGCCAAGAUGAACCUGACCAUUUUUUAAUGAUUACUCUGUCAUCGCUUUUUCCUCCUCCAAGGGUGAUACAGGACCAUUGGGACCCCCAGGACCUACUGGAGAGGAUGGAGAGAGGGUAUGAAGAUACCAGAGAAUUUAAUGUGGCUUCAGCACUACACAGAGCACCUGUUAUUGUGUCACUCCAUUUCUGUAGAUAAUGAGCAUCUCUUUGUUUUUGUGUGUUUUCAGGGAGAUGAUGGAGACGUUGGACCCAGGGGUCUCCCAGGUGAACCAGUGAGUGUUUCCAUGACAACAUAACCAAUCUCAAAUCCCCCCACUUUUUUUGUCUGGCCCUUAAGCUUUUCUAUUUCGGUUUGGAACAGCACCCCAUAACUCGUGUCAAUAUAUCUGUUGUUAGUACGAUCGCUGCUAAAGUCAAAGAUACCUUAACUAGUCUGGGUGUAUUAAUGUGUAGAGAAGCUGUGGAGAUGUCAAAGGUCAUAAAAGAAGCUUGUUUGCUGUUAAAAUUGAAUUAAAGCUUUUGUUAGUUUUUAGUUGUUUUAGUAGUAGUCUUAGUCUUAGUAGUUGUUAGUUUGUUAGACCUGAGUUUAUAUUUAGUUGUAAAUGAUUGUUCUUGUUAUUGUAAUCCUGUUAGGUUGUUUAAAUUUAUCUUUCUGGCGUUUUUAUUGCUGGUUGAUCUUGGCUUGUAUGUAUGUGUGCCUGUAGGGACCUCGUGGUUUGCUGGGUCCUAAAGGUCCUCCUGGAAUCCCCGGACCUCCUGUGAGUAAAAACAAUUUCAAACCACAUUGUCUGCUUUUUUUACAGCUGCAUUGUCUUAUUCCUCUGUGACCUCUGAGCACCAACUGCAUGUUUGGAAACAACACCCUGGGUCCUGAUAGCAAAAUAAGACAUGGGGGUACCCAGAAUCUAAAAACGUAGAUGUCAUGGUCCCAUAAUCACUUCAAAACAACAACAGGACACCCAGUGUCACCCAGGAUUUAGGCGACCAAAGCCAUUUUAACACUCAUAUAUCUUAUGACAUGGUUAUUUGGCUAAAGUGGUUCAGCUCUGCCUUUCAGACACACAAAGAACAAUACUUAUUGGAUACAAACCGUUGAAGUACAAUAAGGUAUCUCCUUUUUUGGUCACAAACAUUCUUCCUAAACGUAAUAAUGCGAUCAGACAACCAGCAGUUGAUCAGAGAUCAGGUGUCCUCUAGUAGAAGCAGAAAGUGUAGCCUGAAACUGCAAGUCUUAGAUUAUGAGUAGUCUUUGAAUAAAUUAUAAACUACUUUUGUCUGAUGCUCUUUUCUUACUCAGAAUCGUUUUUUUACUUCCCAUUUAAGUACCUCUUCUACACAUCACAGGACACACACUGUUCUGCGCUGUUAAUGGAGUUGAACAAGGCACUCUCAAGUAUAGCAGCAGUUACCUCUGCAGAUAAAAACAUCGUUCUUUAGAUAGAAGCCCUCACUAAGAGAGUUGGUUAUUAGUGACUAAAACCGAGUCUAAAUUGUGUUGUACUCUGUGCAUGGCUGACCAUUUCUGUUUGUCCUCUCUCCCUGUUAGGGUGUACGAGGAAAUGAUGGGCCCCAUGGUCCCAAGGGAAACCUGGUCAGUACUCUUACAAAUGAUCAACUAUCUGAUCAUGUGAACUUGUACUUUUGAACCAGCAGAUUAUCAGUAUCACGCAUGAAAAAAAUCUUAAUUUCUGUUCCUUCCUCUAAGGGUCCCCAAGGAGAGCCUGGACCCCCAGGACAGCAGGGAACCCCAGGAACUCAGGUGAGACCGACUGGUAUUAUACACUUUUGUCUCUGUCUUUCUUGAGCAAAUCAUUGUGUGCUGAUGUGUUCACAAUUAUAAAUGACAAUACUGAAAAUAUACGCUUCUCUUGUAUACAAAACUUGUCUUGUGUGUUUGUUGUUUUGAUGAUUUAUAGGGAAUGCCAGGACCUCAGGGAGCAGUCGGACCCCCAGGAGAGAAAGUAAGGGCCAAUGCUUUGUUCAAGCUACCAUGAUGUAUGAUAGAGCAGUUAUCUUGUUUGGAGAAAUUAUUCCAGAGAUUGAAUAUGACUGACUUUUUAAACGGUCUCAUUCAUGGAGGAUACUGUGGAUAGGAAUGGAAAAAGGCAGGAUUUUCAGAGGAUCUGCUGAGACAGACAACAUUUUAUGUCUUUUGGAGAUAUAUUAGAUCAGGUCAAAUGGACAAAUACUUGCCCAGUUCAAAGUUAUCCCUCUCACUUUAUUAACCUGAAGUGACCCAAGAGUUUCAGACGUAAGAUCCCUGCCCUCUGGCUUCAGAGCUCUGACCAUCUUGCUUUCUCCUCAGGGUCCCACAGGAAAACCAGGUCUGCCAGGAAUGCCUGGAGCUGAUGGACCUCCUGUGAGUGUUCUCUUUUUGUAUACUGAAAACUAAAUCAGAUUGUAUCUAUCAACACCGACUGUCCUUCUUGAGGUUUUGAGACCCCUUCUCUCUUCUCAGGGUCACCCAGGAAAGGAGGGGCCUACUGGCACCAAAGGAAACCAGGUCAGUGUCAAUAAUUAGCAUCAGCACCACACUUCAAACUUUUCAACGGACAAAAUCAAUUCACAGACUAAAUAUAAGUUAGGGGACCAUGUCACAUCUGUUGGAUGAGGUACACUGAGUAAGCCUUUGUUCCAAUAGAUAUUCAAAUAAAGUGACACAAAGCAUUUUGACUUUAUGGUGUGUUUUGUAUCAUAAACCCAUUUUUCUUUGACUUUCUCCAGGGUCCCAAUGGUCCUCAGGGAGCUAUUGGCUAUCCUGGGCCUCGUGGCAUCAAGGUGAGUGGAGUCAGGUUUUACAAAUCAGCUCACAGGUUUUAUGAUGGUCAGGUCAUUUUGUCAUGUCUGAAUUACUUUUACUUUGGCUGUAAUAAGUAUAAGAUUUGCUAUCAAUAAGAACAAACCAACAGAACAUUUAAACACCAUAAAGCAUUUCAGUGUAUUGAUUAUUUAAUGCUGUAAUUUUAGGGAGGUCAAGGUAUCCGUGGACUAAAGGGCCACAAGGGAGAGAAGGUAAGUGAUUCAUUACAUCAAGAUAUUUCCAAAUAUACAUCACUUAAUCAAGGAGUAGCCUGUCAUUAAUCACAUUUGCAUUGUGCCAAUAAUUUGUGGUUUUGUAGCUCACUUACAAUAACAAUAUGUUCAGGAUAUGCCUGUGUCUUUAUUAAACAGGAGUUUGAUUCGGUUUUUUGCUGAAAAUGUUCUGUCUGUUCUUGUUUGUUUGUGUUUUUAGGGAGAAGAUGGUUUCCCUGGAAUUAAGGGAGAUUUCGGUGUCAAGGGAGAGAGGGUAAGAUCAAAAUCUGGAGAAACUGGUCUAUUGAUUAGUUUGUUAACAGGGGGAUUGUUGGAUUAAUAAAAGGGUGUAUAACUGACUGAUAUGUUCAGUACCAUGAUAUUAAGGAAGAUUUUUUUAUUUGUUUGAAUGUUUUUUGUUUUGUCUCCUGCUCUCAGGGUGAGAUUGGAGUCCCAGGACCCAGAGGAGAAGACGGUCCAGAGGGGCCAAAGGGUCGUAUUGGACCCCCUGGUGAGAUCGGGCCACUUGGAUUAGUCGGAGAGAAGGUACAACCUAUUCAAUCUUGUUAUUUCCCUGUUUUCUUAAAGUUAAGGAAAUAACAUGCUGCCCUCUUGUGGUUAUAUAUGUAAGUGCACUUUUAUGAGACAUGAAAAUUACACAUGGCACAUACAGAGCUUUAUAAUCAUUCAGUGAAUACAUUUGGACAAAACAUAAACAUUUAAUUAAGCUUUUUUUUGUACAUUUUAAUGCUAGCUUCUGUAGUUGCUGCAAAUAAACUAAUUUCUUCAUGAUAUUUUUCACCUUUUUUGUGUAUUAUAAAUGAAUCUGAAGCACACCUCAACACAGAAUCAGAUAGUACUUGAUUUUAGUCAUGUAUUAUUUCAUGAAUUCAGGUUUUUUUCUCUUAUGAAAUGAUUUACUCUGUGAAAGGUUUAUAGUAUCGAUUCAGAAUUAUGUAAUCUGAUCAAGUUGAAUAUUAGUCAUGACUGGUUUUAUCAUGUGAUUUCAGGGUAAACUUGGUGUGCCUGGACUUCCUGGAUAUCCUGGGAGACUAGGACCAAAGGUGAAAGAAACAAAUACUUUGAAUCAUCCUAAUAUAUUUAAACGUUCAAGUGAUGACCAAGGCUUUUAUGACGAUAAACACCGCUAAUGUAAGUAUUGAUUUGGGGUUUUUUUUAGGGAUCUCUUGGAUUCCCAGGAUUCCCUGGCUCAAACGGCGAGAAGGGAACAAGGGUAAUUAAAUUUUACUCACUCUGCUCAGAUCUUUAAUUAAAACAGUCAUCAGUAAUGUCAUUGACGAUAGACUGAAGGAUUGUGUAGGUUGAAUACACCUUUGUAGUCAGCUGCAAAAACUAAUUGUCAUACGUUUUUGUUUGUUUGUUUUUUUCAGGGUCUAAGCGGCAAAGCAGGGCCCAGGGGACAAAGAGGACCUACGGUACAAUUUCACAUUUAAGCACUCACAGUUAGUUUGUAAAGUCUGUCCUGUAUGUCUGAUGAAUGACUUUGAUCAUACUUGAUAGACUCACGCUAUGAUCUCUGAUUUCAUAGAAGAGAGUAACUUAAUACAACACUGAGAAAAAUUGUAAAGAAACUUUUACCUUUCGAUACAAAAGUUACACUCUGUUGUGUCUGUAAUCACACCUUGUGGCGAGGCCUGUAGGGUCUUGUUGCUCAACUGGUCAUCACUGCUGGAGAGUGAGAAAUGAAACAUACAUAGUUUAGUAAACACAUUUUAAGAGGAUCUAAUUCUUCAGUGCCGAUUUGAUCAAUUUAAAAAUUCAGUGGACGUCUCAGUCUGAUGAAGCUGUGUCAUUUUUCAAUCAUCUUUUCUGUGUUUUCAUGUGUUCAUCAGGGCCCCAGAGGGCAGCGCGGACCAAGGGGCUCAACUGGGAAACCAGGAGCAAAGGUUUGUCUGACAACAACUUUGUAAAGACUGUCUGGAACUGUCUCCAGCUGUUUUAAUGAUGAUUACUGUUGGAAAAAAAACAAUUCUAAUUUGUUAUUGAUGAUUAAUAUAAUUGCAUUGAUCCAGCCAGAACCUCAAAGUUCAAUAUUUUGGACUCAUUCAAUCGGUGACUCAAAUUACAUCACAAUGUGAUUUUAAGGCUGAGCAGUUCAUGACACAGCUCUGUUGUAAGCAGUGUCCUGUGAUCCAAAACCAGAUUUUUUUAAUUCUGUGUAUUUUUUGUUUUUUAGGGAACUUCAGGAAGUGAUGGCCCUCCUGGUCCUCCUGGAGAGAGGGUGAGUACUUUAUAUUCAUUUUGGUCGUCAUGUUCUGCUGCAGAGCACUUUGUCAGAGACAGAUUUAAACCUUUGACUUAAUUAGUGAAAUUACAUGUUAAAAUAAACUGAUUAAUUGCCUCAGUCUGACUGAAACUGAACUUUUAAAAAACUUGUUAACACAUUAGUCUGGCUUAAAUCGCACUAAAUCAAACUUCUCAUAGUGGGACUAACAUACAACUCAGAUAACAAGGUUAGGGAUUAAUUCCAUAUAUAUGGAUCAAUCAAACUGAUUAUCGUCCUCAUUGUUUAAGAUUGUUGGAUGACUGACUGCCUGUCCUUGGUCUUCUUGUGUAUUCUAAUAAUAAUAAAUACAUCAUACUUUAUCGCCUUAUCAGGGAUUGCCCGGGCCCCAGGGAGCCAAUGGAUUCCCCGGACCAAAAGGACCUCCUGUAAGAACACAGUUCACUCACAUUUUAAUGGCCUUUAACGGUGGCAUUACUUGGCUUUUCAUGAGAUUAUAGACCUCUCCAGCCAUGCUCUUGGGUUUCAUGUUUCCUCUUUCUUUCUCUCUCCUCUCAAGAUGAAGAUAUCAUUUGUAUAUGAAGGCUGAUUGAUGUUUCUUUACAGGGACCACCAGGAAAGGACGGGCUGCCCGGACACCCAGGACAGAGAGGAGAAGUUGUAUGUUUUUUUUUUUUUUGUUCUUCCUUGAUAUAAACUCAUGAUUUAAAGGUUGAAACCUCAGCAUAUAAAACACAGUAUCUGUAGUGCACAUAGAAAAUGAAGUGACCUGUUUAAAGGCUUUACAGUCUGAGUAUUCAUCAGGACAGAGAUUUUUCUAAGGCACAGUGCAUCCUUCUGAUCUGUACAGUAGAUUUAUAUCUUUAUUUGCACAUUGUUCCUUUUCUACCUAGCAACUUGGAGAAUAGUUGUCAUUCAUUGGAAAGCUCUUCAUAUAUAUCAUCUGUGGAUUCUCUGCUCACUGAAUUUCUCUCCUCCAGGGUUUCCAAGGUAAAAUGGGUCCACCUGGGCCUCCUGGAGUCGUGGGACCUCAGGUGAGUUUUUGAUUUUGUUAUGAAGAGCGUUCUUAAAUUUUUCUGCGAUCACAUUGGUUUUCAAAAACUUUACAUUUUGUCCUCCGUGCUCACUUCUCUCCUCAUCUUCCCAGGGUCCAUCUGGAGAGACAGGCCCAAUGGGUGAGCGUGGCCAUCCCGGACCCCCAGGUCCACCUGGAGAGCAGGGACUUUCUGGUCCAUCAGGGAAGGAAGGUACCAAAGGAGACCCUGGACCCCCUGGGGGCCCUGGCAAAGAUGGACCACCGGGUCUGAGAGGCUUCCCUGGAGAGAGAGGACUGCCAGGAACCCCUGUGAGUAGAACAGAUAGGGUUUUGUCUGCAAUGAGCAGUUGGAUGGAAAUAAACUGAAUAAAAGUGUGACACUGAGAAAUUCAGGUUGAUCAAUCACUUUUGUCUUUUCUUCUAGGGAGGUGGAGGACUGAAGGGAAGUGAAGGGCCCGCUGGACCACCUGGACCUGCUGUAAGUUUGAACCCACCGGAAAAUUUAAUUUUCCUGGAAAAAAAAAAAAGAAUCAUUUUAUCUGGUUAGAUGGAUGCUCUGAUUUUAGUCACAACUGUACAAGUACAUCCCGUUAAGAAUGAUGUAUUUACUGAAUGAGUACCUGCUUUGGUUGGUAAUGGCCUCUUGAUUUUGUACUUUUUCAGGGAUCUCCUGGUGAGAGGGGUCAGUCAGGUACUGCUGGACCCGUUGGACCUCCUGGCAGACCUGGCCCUCAGGGGCCUCCUGGACCUGCUGGAGAGAAGGGAGUUCCUGUGAGUAUUCCUGAAAAUAUUCAGUUGUGCAUUUGUCUCAACAGUCAGUACCAGUAUAUUUGUGAAAAGGUUUCCUCCAGCCAAAGAGAAAUGAUCAGCUGUUGAUUUUCCUCUUUGCUCGUUUGCUCUCGUUCAGGGUGAAAAAGGUCCUAUUGGCCCUGCUGGUCGUGAUGGUGUGCAGGGUCCUGUGGGUCUGCCCGGCCCUGCUGGAUCACCUGGAGUGCCAGGAGAGGACGGAGACAAGGCCAGUUAUUCUGACAGAUUCUAUACCUUUGUUUAUCCACUCUGCUAUAAUGUUUAGUCCAUUGAGUUUUGUGCGACCCCUGUUUAUCCAGCUGUAAUCAUCCUGUAACUCUGUUGUUAUUGUAAAGGGACGUUUCUGUGUCAUUACAGGGUGAGGUUGGAGAGCAUGGUCAGAAGGGUGCCAAGGGAGCGAAAGGAGAGCAUGUGAGUGGUGCUGACGGACUUGAGGCCUUAUUCCUGAUCACAAAUAAACAGAAAUAGCUUUUCUGCAGUUUUGAAGUUCUGCUACUUGUCCCAUGUUUGGUUACAGUUGAAACACACAUUAACACAGUCCGUUUGUUUGUUGGUAGGGUCCUCCUGGUCCACCUGGGCCAAUGGGUCCUGUCGGGCAGCCUGGUCCUGCUGUAAGUACAAACCUGAACUUGUGGAAAACAAAUUAAGAGAGAUAUGUUGGAUGGCUCAACAACACGCUUAGUUUUUUAUCUACUGAAAACAUAUAAGAUACAAAAUACACACUUUACACUGUUAUGAUUAUUCUAAAUCCAAAAUUAUUCUUUUUUCUUCAUCUAUUUUGUUUUGAUGGGGUUUUUUCUUCUUCUUCUAUGAUUCAGGGUGCUGAUGGAGAACUUGGACCAAGAGGUCAACAGGGGCCUUUUGGAGCUAAAGGUGACGAAGGAACCAGAGGAUUCCCAGGAGCCCCCGGACCCAUUGGACUGCAGGUACAAGAAAUGGACAAAACACAGAUUUAGAUUUAAAACAUUUAGAUGAACUUCUGAGCGAUAAUCUAACAUGAUUUGCAAAGCUAAACCAAGUCUUUGUAUAACUUUGUCUCUUUCUGUUCACAGGGAUUACCUGGGCCACCAGGUGAGAAGGGAGAGACUGGAGAUGUCGGCCCUCUGGUGAGUUCAAACAUUUUUCAUCAGUGAUUUAGUGACUUGUUUUCUCACCGUGAAAUUACAAACUUGAUCGAUGUCUGAAACUCUAUUUUUUCAGGGUCCUCCUGGCCCUCCUGGUCCCCGCGGCCCUGCUGGACCAAGUGGUGCUGAUGUGAGUGUUUACAACCCUUUUUUAUAAACUUACACUUGAAAAAGAUACUGUUGAGUUGACACUGCUAAUGCUACAACCUUGAUAUCUAAUAAGUCUUAAAAGUGUCUCUAAAAGAGUCUGGAGGGUUUUGUCUAAGCUUUAUAUCAAGUUACGUUCAGUUGACAACAGAAUCAUCUUAAGGUCUUCAUCUUGAGAUGAAAAUUUUUAUGUGAAAUUAAAUUUUACGAGUAUCAUUAUCUAAAUAUUUUAUGCAAACCUUUCAGGGUCCUCAAGGUCCUCCUGGUGGUUUGGGUAACCCUGGACCUGCUGGAGAGAAGGUGAAGGAUUGACAGAUAUUUCGCCAACACUGAAGUCAUAAUUUUUAGAUGAUUCUUAUUGUUUUUUUAAAAACUGAUUCAAGGACUAAAAUAAAAACUGUUUGAUCCACAGGGAGAACCUGGUGAGGGAGGCCCACCUGGAAUUGGAGGAGAGCCAGGAAAGAAGGUGAGUAUCUGACCAUGUAGCUCAGAUUGUGAGAUAUAAGGAGACUUUGUCUUCACUGAAAGAUUUAAAGCUUUCAUAAAUAAAGAAAGAGUUUGCUGCUCCUGUCUGCAGGGUCCUCGGGGAGAGCGUGGGGAGAAAGGAGAAGCUGGACAACCUGGAACCGCUGGACCUGCUGGAGGCAGAGGACGACCUGGAGAUGAUGGACCCAAAGGAAAUCCUGUAUGACACCCUCAGUGAAAUGCACACAACAACAUUUCCUCACAGAUCAGUUUUCUGUCGAGAUUAUCUGUUUUACUUAUACUGUUACUCAAUUUUCAUCUUUUAAGCUUAAUGACUUAAUAUUUGUCUUAAACUUCAGGGCCCUGUUGGUUUCCCUGGAGAUCCUGGUCCUCCUGGUGAAGUUGGACCUAGAGUGAGUAUUUUUUUAACGAUACAUCAGUAUCUUUAUUGAACGACAUAAAAUUACAUUUUCUUUAAAUUUUAAGGCUGUAGUUGAAUGUCGUUGCACAGCUGUCAGUAGUCUAGUUCAGUUUCAUCCAUGUGAACUGUCUCAUAACUUCUGCUUUACUGCCCUCUGAUCAGAUAUGACACUAAACCUGAUCUGCUUUGAUUCAGGGUCAAGAUGGUGCCAAAGGAGAGAGAGGAGAAGAUGGUGAACCAGGAGAAUCUGUAGGUUGAAGGAUGCAGCAAUGCAGAUAUGUGUUUAUAUAAAUUGAUUCAUCGUCUUAAAUCUGUUCUCUCUGCUUCUUUUUGCAGGGCUCACCUGGACCCCCAGGAGAGAACGGACCUCUUGGUCCCCCAGGAAAGCGGGUAAGGUCACAUCGCCUAAAUUAUAAGAGCCGAGCUGAUUCUUUUUGUAAAAUGUUCAGGAUCUUCUGUGUUUAGGUGUAUUUUUGGACUUUGCAGCAUUAAAUCUGUUUGGUCAUGUCAGCUUUUACAGUGUUUGUUUGUUAAAAGAUGUGCUGCAGAAAAUCAGUCUGUAUUUAAUAACAUGUGUGAAUAAGGAUCAUGUAUUUGACUGGAUUCUCCCUGGUGUUUGGAGAAAAACCUUUGUACUCAGGUCAUCAGUUAAAUCAGCUGAUGGGCUUCAUUUCAAAUAUCCAAAUAAGCGAUCAUAACUUGUGAUUCUUAAAAUAUUGUCACGUGUUUUACCUGCCAGGGUCCUGCUGGAACAAGAGGACCAGAGGGACGUCAGGGAGAGAAGGGAACUAAGGUGAGUCCAGAGCUUUAGGGCACAGGUUUUAACUUCCUGUGGUUCAAUGCAGAGAAUGUGAACAGAGUGCAGUCAGUUGAAACUAUUAUUUGAUUCUGUUACAUAACUUUGAAAAUAAAAAAAUCAUUUGUAAUGCUGAUGUUCAUCUUUAUCUUUUACAGGGAGACCCAGGUGCUGUUGGCCCCCCAGGAAAGACUGGUCCUGUUGGCCCCCAGGGUGUACCAGGAAAACCAGGAACAGAAGGUCUCAGGGGACUCCCUGGAUCAGUGGUCAGUAAAAAUGCUUUUUUAUUCCAUUAUGAUCGUCUAUACAGAAUGUCAACCGACCUGGCAACAUAUUUGAACUGUGUUUGUAAAUGUGUUUCAGGGUGAGCAAGGAUCACCAGGACCUGCUGGGCAGAAAGGACCACCCGGACCACUCGUAAGAACUCCUUUUAUGUAGAGUUCUUGAAGAAAAGAAAAGCUUACACAUUUCUCUGACACCAAAUCCACCAAACUUUACUCUUCCUCUGUCUCAUCCCUUCCGUCUUCCCUUUUUUUUUAAAUCUCCUGUUUUCCAUAUUUUUCCUAUGCCUGUCACCUCAUCGCUGUUUCCCUCUUCCUUCUCUUAUCUUCCUCCUGCAGGGACCUCCUGGUCUACCUGGCCUGCGUGGAGACCCAGGUUCCAAAGGAGAGAAAGGACACCCAGGUCUUAUCGGUCUCAUCGGACCCCCAGGAGAGCAGGGAGAGAAGGGAGACAGAGGUUUGCCAGGUCCUCACGGAUCAAGUGGACCCAAAGGAGAGACUGUGAGGCUCACUUCUUUUACAUGAUUGAGACAUGAGCAGCUGGACUAAGUCACUGAGUUUGAUUUUCUAUUCUCAUGGUUAAUACGUCUCAUGUUUCAUUGCAGGGAAUGGCUGGAGGCACCGGACCCAUCGGCCCUGCUGGUCCUCCUGGUCUACCUGUGAGUGCUAGUACUGUUUUGCCUUAUGAACAUCCAAUCUCUCUUUCUUCUCUUAUAUCAACUGGUUCCUCCUGCGACGGCCCGUCACUGUCACUAAACUAAACCUCAUGUCUUUUUCAGGGUCCUCAAGGUGUUAAAGGAGCCAAGGGUUCUUCUGUGAGUUCUUGAAUAUUCUUUGUAACACAGAGACUACAUCACAUUGUUCAUUAACUCAGAUCUGAUACCAUCACUGCUCCUGAUCUUUGCCCGUCUUUUCUGUGUUUAGGGAGGAACUGGUCCAAAGGGAGAAAAGGGUGUACAAGGACCUCCUGGACCUCCUGUAAGUGCUUAUCUGUUAUUUAUGAAAGAAAAUGGCAAAGACUUUUUAUUCCUGUCUGAUUGCACCUCAUUGUUCAGGGCUUGACACUAACUUUUUUCACAAGGGGGCUAAGUUGAAAAGUAAGGAGCACACAAAGAACUUUAGUUGCACAAAGAAAAUUGAUCAAAUAAUGUUCGUCUCAUCGUCCGAUCUUACUACUAAGUCAAUUUUAGGUCAAUUGGUCACAUGACAUGAAAGCUAUUGAAUGAAAAACAGCCUUUUCUAAGAACGUCAACCGGUAAUUUAUUGACGGUCCCUUAUUCAACACCAGCGAGGAUGCCAAGUAGAUUUAACUGCACUACUGUUGCUAUUCCUGGUUAUGGAGAUUGAGAUGACACCUGUAGGUCCACACUGAAUGUCCGUUGAAUAUCCAACCAAAGGCUAACUUCACCGCGGUAUUUACUUAAAAUAACAUUUCUUGCCUCGGCUAAUUUUUUGUUUGCGCACGUGACCCUAAAAUACAUUUUACAGUUCGCACACCUCUAUUUUUAGUCGCAAAUGCGAGUGAAAUGGUCUUACUGUCGAGUCCUGUUGUUGGUUUUAAGUUCAUUAAUUCAUUUUGAAAUUGUUUCACAGGGCCCACCAGGUGAGGUCAUUCAGCCCCUCCCUAUCCAGAGGAGCCCCAAGUCCAAGCGCUCCAUCGAUGCCAGCCAGUUGCUCCCAGAGAGUGACCCUGACAUGCCUGUAUCCGAUGCCACUGGCACUGAGUUCCUGAUGGGCAGUGAAGGCAUGGAGGAGAUCUUCGGCUCCCUCAACUCACUUCGACAGGAGAUUGAGACCAUGCGAUUCCCUCUGGGCACCCAGGACAGCCCUGCUCGCACCUGCCAAGACCUGCACCUCAGCCAGCCUGACCUCAAAGACGGUAAUCCUGAAUCUGCCGUAUUGGUCUCAGAGUGGCAAUCACUGAUGCAGCCUAAACUAUCAUUUUUUCAUUUCCUAUAUCGUAGAUCGCGACCAUAGUUUGAUUUUUAAGUUUUUAUGUUGCUCUCUGACCCCCCCCUGCAGGAGAGUACUGGAUUGACCCCAACCAGGGCUGCUCCAGGGAUUCCUUCAAAGUUUUCUGUAACUUCACUAAUGGAGCAGAGACAUGCCUAUACCCCAGCAGCAGCGUCAGUACGGUCAGUAAAAAUCAAAACUCAGCGACACUGUAAUAAAAACUUUGAAAUAAAACCUCGACCUCUAGGUUUCUAAGAGUAAAUUAAAAUAUUCAACGAGCUCAGCAUGUGAGAAUGUUUCUAAUUUAUUUGGAUUUAAAAAUGUAAAGACAAAUGUGAGUCAGUCAAGAUUUUAGAUUUGCUCCUUUUCUUGAAACAGUUUGUCCUGUUGUUUUAUCACACUGUAGUUUUUGUGCACAGUAAUUAAAAAAAGGAAACCAUAAUGUUAAAACAGUUCACAAACAUUUUAACAAAGUUUGUGUUAAAUGAUACCUGAAUCUGUUUGGGGUUUUUUGCUAUAAAAAUUAAGAUUUUAAACUAAACGUGUCAAAAGUGAUGUGGAUGAUUCUGUUGUCAGGUAAAGAUGAACUCCUGGAACAAAGAGACUCCAGGAUCCUGGUUCAGUCAGUUUACCACUGGCAGCAAAGUAAGUAACCCUCUGCUGCAUCAGGACUGCUAUUCAAAGUUUUCUCUCAUCAUCUCAGCUCUUCUUCCUCUUAAAUCCCUUGUUUAUAACCUCCUCUUCCUUCUACCUGCCAGUUCUCCUACGUGGACUCUAAUGGAGAGCCCGUGGGCGUAGUCCAGCUCGGCUUCCUGCGUCUCCUGAGCAUCCAGGCCCGCCAGAACCUCACCUACCACUGCCACCGCUCAGUGGCCUGGGCCGACCGAAGCAACAAGAACAGCUACAACAGAGCGCUGCACUUCCAGGGCGCCAACGAGGAGGAUCUCAGCUACGAGACCAACCCUUACAUCAAGGCCUUGGUCGAUGGCUGCUCUGUGAGUCUGCGCUCGAAAACACCACUAUCCUGCUGAAAGUGUGCAGGCUGAUUUAAGCAGAAGGAUGCAGUUUUAGAAAAGAAAAAAAAGACUAUAUUUAUGUUUAAGAGCAUCCAAAAAGAAUCAGAAUCAGAAUGCCCUUUAUUGUCAUUAUACAGAAGGUACAACAAGAUUGGAGUGCUUCUACAUUUUCAGUGCAAUAGAUACAAAGUGACGUUGCUCUCCUUUUUGUCGUCAAGUAUUCAUCUUCGGUCGUUAGUGACGUUGUUUUUCUUUUGUCAUCAAGUAUUCAUCUUCGGCCGUUAGUGACGUUGCGUUUCUUUUUGUCGUCAAGUAUUCAUCUUCGGUCGUUAGUGACGUCGCUCUUCUUUUUGUCAUCAAGUAUUUAUCUUUGGCGGUUUCUCUCCUGUUCGUUUCUCAUUUUGCAAUCCUUGAUGUUGUUACCAGAAACGCAUGCCCGCCAUAGAUUGCAUGCAACUCGUACAAACGCACACUGUUUUUAGUAGAGUGGUCCAUGGAAAUGUACAAUUUAAAACCCAUACAGUUCUUAUUUGUGCGGCUAAACAGUGAUGAGGAAUGUUCCCAAAGUAAUUCUCAGCGGACACGAGUUUCUCGACUAAACACCGGCAGCGCCAGCGACUCGCUCCAUGUGCAGAGCAUGUGCAGGGGCGUGGUUUCCUCUGCUCUGAUUUUGAUUGACGGCUGGCAGGGUAGUCUGAUUGGCAACUGAGUAAAGAACGAAUGUGAUUGGUGGAUCACUGCACAGCACAUGCAGAGUCACAUGCUAAGUGUCUCAAUCAGGUCCCCUUGAAAUUAGAUGAGUUCUUUGGCCUCCAACAUUGCAGGCUCUUCAGUGUCACUAUCGCGCGCACAGGUACAUCGCGAUGACGAUGCUCAAACGAUAUAUCGUGAAGCCCGAAUAUUGAGGUAGGAUUCACAUAGCAUGGUCAGAUGACAUUAAAAAAAACUUGGAAUGACAUGAUUGUACCGACCACGCAACAGUCUCAAACUUAAUUUUCCCAUUUAAAUUUUGAAUAAGAAUUUUACUUUGUUUUCACUGCAGAUUGUGUAGCUGAAAUUUAGACUCUUAUGUGGUUUGUUAUUUAUUCUUCUUUUCAGUCUUUAGUAAUCUUCAAAUAUCAGGCAGCCUCAUCCAAAGUGUAUUUUGUUAAACUUUCUAACUGUCUUUUUCUAAAGUGUCAAAUGCAAUAAAUUGUUUAAUACAGUAACACAAAAGUAGACAAUCCUCCGUCACGAUCAUGCAGCUCUUGGUUAGUUAUUGACUCGUGUUUCUCUGUCUCUCUGCAGUACCGUAAGGGCUUUGACAGGACAGUCCUGGAGAUCAACACACCACAGGUGGAGCAUCUUCCUCUGCGGGAUAUCAAGGUGUCAGACUUUGGGGAGAGCAACCAGCAGUUUGGCUUUGAAGUGGGACCUGUCUGUUUCCAAGGCUAAAAACACACAAACACAUACACACACACAUUACCAAAGGAACAACACUAGACACUCACACAUACACACACAUGCACUUCGAGACACAUUAUAUAUAAAAAAAUAACAUACAUGCCCUGUAAUUUGUAAAUUAACUUGUAAAUGAUAUAAACACACACACGCAAAUCAACAAACACACACACCACAUACACAGAUGCGGUUGUGAGACGAAUGCACUCACACUCAAGUGCCUUGGAAAAGCAACAUCCUCCCAACGAUCAGUGGAUGUCAAAAUGAGCAAAGAGGAGAGAAACAAAAAAAAACUCGCAGAGAAGAGACCAUCGUCUGAGUGCACGACCGCGAGAAAGGAAGAAAAAAAGCCUGGACCGAGUGUUUUUGGAAUAAAACAGUGUUUUCUUCACCAGCAGCCAAAGAGGCCGGCCCGAGAAAGAGAGCAAGCCGGUGACACGAGACACGACAAUCCUCGUCUCCUAUCUCCCUCUCACUCCUCUCUCCUCCCCGCUGUCUCUCUCUUAUUUUAUCCACUCAUCUCAUUCGCUCUACCUCUUUCCUUCUCUACUAAAUUAAAGGGUCACACCCAUACUCGCAUUUCUCUGACCCCACGUUCACACUGUGAGCAACAUGGCUGACGGUCACUCUUUCGCCUUCAUGAGAGGUUUGAAAAUUUGGAUCUAAAUGCUUCAACCAAUCAAAUAAAAAAAUAGUGAAGAUCGUAAAGUUUGAAGGUAACUUGAGUUAUUUUGCACUUGCAAGCCAAAACUCCCGCUCAUGAAUCAGAGUGCACCAAACUCUGGAGAGAAAAGGCCACCCAAUGUUCUCAGCUGAAAUCUUCUGUGGUCAUGGAUUUCUCCGAGUGACUUGUCAAUCAUGUUGCUCAUAUUGAAAACACUGUGUAACUCUCUGCUCUUGUCCUCGCCUCUCAAAAGAAACCGAAGAUAUGAAGCCACCAGUUUCCACCCAGAGUUUAAAAGAGACUGACCAAACGAUAACUUUGCUUUUUAGAUGGAUCUGUUUGUCGUUUUUCGUCACUUCUCUUCAUUACUAUCUUUUCAAAAAUGUGAUUCCCCGCAUGCAGUGAGUCAAAGAGGAAGAUAAGUGGAAACUUUGAUUUAUGAAUUUAAAAGCCAAUAUUUUUAUAAACUGUGCUUCGUCUGAUUCUGAUGUACGUCCUCGUUACUGGUGCCUUAAAAACAGCUUAGGCUUUAAGGGUAUUUUCUGUUUUUGCAUCAGAGAACCUUUUCAGGGUUUAAAUCCAUUUAUGCAACUAAAAUCACCCUUCUAUCUUAUUUUUCUCUACAGCAGCAAAUAAAAUGUAAGCUUUACUCAAAGAAACUGUAUGGCAAGGUGCUAAUUAUACCGAAGUUAGUGUUCACUUUCAGUUCUCGAGCCUCUCUAGUCUCUUUCACAGUUUCAUGAAGCUUUUUUUUUCUGGGGAAAAUGUGCAUUACAUUCCAUUUGUACAGAAAUAGUGAUAUUCUAUUGUAUUUAUUUAAACAAACAGGGUGCUUUGAGAUUAAAAGUAAGACCACCGAAUAUUCCAGUCAAAUGUGGUAUAUGUCAUUUGUAUUUAUUUCCUGUAGCUGACACCCGAGUGGUCAAGUGAAGCGAGUAACUAAGAUGUCUGACUAUCUGCCAGCCUGAGCUGUGGUGCUUCUGUUCAUGCCCUGUCCAAACUCUUCUCGUCAAACCAAAGAAUCUGUGGCCAUAUUUGAUUAUUUCCCUUUUUAGUGUUUUCAUCAACUGUACUGUGCUGUUUAAAUUUGCUUCCACUGUAAUGAUUAAAUGGUGACUCUCCAGCUCUGUCACAUUUCCUUGUCGUUGCUACUGUUUGACUCGAUGUCUUUGGAUUUUUCAGACUCUGCUUUUUGCCUCUAAAUGCGUCACAGAAAUUCAGUUUGCUGAAAACUGAGGUGGUGGAAACAUUUACACAUAAUCUUCUGAUUUAGGAACUUUCUGUCUGAGACCAAAGCGGGUAGGAGAUUGUUUGUGAGAGGGAGGCGAUGUCUCUGCCACCGUGAGUGGCUGUGAGACGAUCUUUGAGGG